Molecule: messenger RNA, 53110 nt
Organism: Podarcis lilfordi (Lilford's wall lizard)
Lineage: Eukaryota; Metazoa; Chordata; Lepidosauria; Squamata; Lacertidae
Source: the annotation of a GenBank genome assembly
AUGUUAGCACUUUUCCUGAAAGAUAGUAAGGUAAGUUAGGAGAAGAAUGUUCCUGUCUGGUUGCUUGCAAAUCCAUUCAUAGUUUUAAGUGUAUGCUAAUGAAACCAAGAAGAAAAUGCUAAACUCAUAAAACUCUAAACUUCUUUGAAAGGUCAUUAGUUGCUUAGGGUUCUGAAGGAGUUUUUAGUAGUUGCUAGAAUUAUGCCCAUAAUUCAUUUUAUUAGUAUACAUUUUUGGUUUCCAGAUAUGUCUGAAUAGAUACUGAGACCUGGAAAAAGAAAUAGAAAAAAAAUUAUUUGCUUUGUACUUUCUUUUGGCUAUUGGUAUUGUCCAUGGCAUUUAUGUUUUGAGGGUCAAUGUAUUUUGCUACAUUCUCUCUUCCCUUGCAGAUACCGUCAGACCUUCUUGAUAAGGAGUUUCUGCCUAUUCUACAGGAGGAGCCCUUACCACCCUUGGCACUUGUACCUUUUACAGAAGAAGAACAGGUUGGUUUCUGAAUAAACAGAAAAUGGGAAUUUCUAUACAGUGGUAUCUUGGUUCUCAAACUUAAUCCGUUCCGGAAGUCCAUUCCAAAACCAAAGUGUUCCAAAACCAAGGCACACUUUCCCAUAGAAAGUAAUGCAAAACGGAUUAAUCCGUUCCAGACUUUUAAAAACAAAAAACAAAAAUUGCUCAAACAGCAAUUUAACAUGAAUUUUACUAUCUAAUGAGAGCAUUCAUGCAUGAAAUGCAGGCAAUAAUCAGUGUACUUCACUAUAAAAUAAAUAAGACAGUAUUGUAGAUGAUAAAAAUUAAAAUUAUUAUUAUUUUGUUACCUGCACUGAUGAUAGUCAUUUUUGAAUGGGGGGCUUUUAUCCCUUACCACAGUCACACAAUCAAUCAAUCAAUCAAUCAAUCAGUAGCUGAACUGGGUUCCACACAGUCACAAAAACAAAUUAACCAAGAAAGCCUCAAAAACGCAAAAUAAAUAGCAAAAACAAAAGCGCCAAACGUAAUCUGUUCCGGGAGUCUGUUUGACUUCCGAAAUGUUCAAAAACCAAGGUGCAGCUUCUGAUUAGUGCAGGUGCCCCAGAAACAAUAGCCGACAGCUGCUUUGAACAUUCGGCCUUCGAAAAAUAUUUGAAAACACUUCUGGAUUUUCGGCGUUUGAGAACCAAGUUACUACUGUAAGCCUUAUACUUCAUUAAUGUAGGAAAAGUGGAAUAUUCCACUAUUGUAUCUCAUUGAUCCUUCAGGUUUAGAGAGAUGCACUCAAAUACAAAGCAGUUGCCCAGGGGUGAUACUCAACUGGAAUUGAUAUUGGUAUGCUUCAUUCUAAAUACAGUGGUACCUCGGGUUUCAUACGCUUCAGGUUACAUAUGCUUCAGGUUACAGACUCCGCUAACCCAGAAAUAGUACCGCGGGUUAACUUUACUUCAGGAUGAGAACAGAAAUCGCGCAGUGGCGGCGCAGCAGCAGCGGGAGGCCCCAUUAGCUAAAGUGGUGCUUUAGGUUAAGAACAGUUUCAGGUUAAGAACAGACCUCCGGAAUGAAUUAAGUUCUUAACCUGAAGUACCACUGUAUGUCUGCUAUGGCUUGGGAAAUCUUAGGCUGAGAGAAUUUUACAGGGUAUUCAAAGUAUGCAAGUUAAUCCAGGGAGUUUUUAACACAUAUUUGAAACAUGCAAAAAAGUAUUGCUCCCCAUUGUUUAAGCUGUGAAAUUACUAUUUAAUUAUUAUCAGAAACUUUAGAAAUGGAAUUUUGAAAUCUGUUUAUAUGUUAAGUGGUUGCCUUCUACCCCCCACAAAUACAGUAAGUUUCAGCAGAAUACACUGCAGGAGAACAUAAUGUUUUAUAUUUGAAUUCUGUAUUGCUGUUUUCUUUCUCCUUUAUUUGAUAUAUUUAUUUCCUGCCUAUCCAAAUAAUUGCUCAAGAUGACUCACAAUUAAAAAUACAAAAUCCAAAGCCGUUAGAAAAUUAUAAUUUAAACGAUAAAUAUUAAAAUCCACAGUAAGUCCUUCUGAACACAAUGGGAUUUACAAGUAAUAAUUUUUAGGUGUCCUCUUAUGUUGCUACAUUUGUAGCCAUGAAACCCCUUCAUGAAUAGCAUAUACAACAGGUAAUAAGGGACUGUGUUACACACAGAUCAGUUAAGAGAGUUCCUAGUUCGACAUACAGUGGUACCUCGGGUUACAUAUGCUUCAGGUUACAUACACUUCAGGUUACAGACUCUGCUAACCCAGAAAUAUUACCUCGGGUUAAGAACUUUGCUUCAGGAUGAGAACAGAAAUCAUGCAGCGGCGGCGCAGCAGCAGCAGGAGGCCCCAUUAGCUAAAGUGGUACUUCAGGUUAAGAACAGUUUCAGGUUAAGAACGGACCUCCGGAACAAAUUAACUACUUAACCCAAGGUACCACUGUACUAGCAAACUAUAGAUAGUUUAAACCAGAAUCCAAUCUUCUCAUUUUAAGCAUAUUGGAGCAGGGCUGGAGAGAAGGGAGGAGCAUUUUAAUCCAAGGCUUGAACCUAAUACAAAUAUUGUAUCUGAAUAUGCAUAUAAUCAAGUGCUUUGCUGUGUUGUGUAAUUCUUAUAACUUGAAACAUAAGCCACUUUCUUUAAUCUGAAAAAGAAAAAUCAUUCCUUGGUGUCUUAAGUGACAUCCACUAUACACAAAUCCAAAGUAACUGCGUAAUUAAUAUUCUAAACAUGAUGAACACGUGAAGCCAUUUUGUAGUGCGUCGGACUGUUGGUCCAUCUGACCCAGUACUUGCUGUUCUUACUGGCAACAACUUUUCAAGGUGUCAGCAGAAUUUUUUCUUAGCCCUGCUGUAUAUCUGAGAUCCUUUUUAACAAGAUUGAACAUGGGCUCUUUCCUUUCACAUAUAUUCUACUAGUGAGUCAAACACUGUUCAAACAUGCUAGAGCAUUCAUUUGCAAAAAGCUCAUUUUGAUAUUUGAAUAUUGAAGGAAAUUGUGACCUCAGAAGUUCACCAGCAAUACUUACGUAGCUUGAAAAUGGCUGAAUAAUACAUUAAAAUUUUGUGGGGGGGGGGGGGAUAGGUCUGAUUUUAUGAUAGUAUUGUUACGAAAUAUUUCUCUCACCGUGUUUCUUCUUUUUGGCAGAGAAAUUUCUCUAUGUCUGUAAAUAGUGCUGCUGUCCUACGAUUGAUGGGACGAGGCGGAGGAACGGUGGUAGGGGCUCCUCGAGGUCGAAGUUCCUCUAGAGGCCGAGGUGAGAGGCUUUGUGAAUGUGAAGUAGUGUCAUUGUUACAUUUUAGAAUUAAACUGCUUAACCCCGUAUGAAGAUGUUGGGGGUUUAUGAUCUGCCAUGGCUUUUCUUUCUUUGGAAGGAAAGGUGGGAUAAAUGUUACAAAAAAUAAAUGUAAGCCAGUAAGAGAGAGAACCUGGGAUAGAAUUGGGCCCUAGCAUGAGAGAAGGUAAGGGCUGCAGUACUGCAAAGUAAUUAAGGAAGUUUCAGUAUACGUAUACAUCCUGUGUUUGGUUUUCCCAAUGUUUGACCAAUAUUCCUGGAUUUAGUGAAGGAAAAACAAUAUUUAGUGGAUUUUAAGGUAGGAGCUGAGAUAACAACUCUUACUAUAAAAUAUUUGAGUUCACUGGAUAAAUAAGUAGAAUAUAUCAAGCCAUCUGCAUAUUACAAAAACGGGAAAAUGAUAACAAUUUCUGCCUUUAAUGGCCCACAAAGUCAUCUUAGACCUCCUCUGCGAUGUGAGGUAGUAGAAUGAACAGAUGUAAAAUAGUUACAACAACCUGCAAGAAAUGUAGACAUAAUAGUUGAAUUCAUUUAACUGACUGCAUGGAGCUGGUCAUAGAUAUAUUUGUAGCAUAGAAGUGUAGAACAAAAACUACUUAAGGCAAUAAUUUAAAAGAAUGUAAAGAGCUUCAAAGCAUUCAUGUUCAUUUUUUGUUAUUAUAGAAAUGAACACAUUUUGAGUGUAGUGGGGGGGCUAUAAACUUAGCAUCACAGAAUCAUAGCAGGGAACCUGUUGGAGUGGUCAGUAUUUUUUUUUAAUGUCAUAAUAAUAAUAAAACGUUGAUAUUUUGGUAUCACAGUGGGAUAUCUAUGGGAGCAGUCUGUAAAAAAAGGUUAUUAGGUUAAUUUUGUUUUGUUUUUUUUUUAAAGUUAAAAUUAGGAAUUUCUUUUAAAAUAAAAUUUUGGAGUGCCUUGAGGCCACAAAAAGCCUUUUGCCAUAUGACAUCACAGCGAGGGAUGCAUAGGAGCAGUCAGGUUUUUAAAAUAACAUUUUGGUGGGUCUUAUUGGAAGGCCAUUUUACUAGUUAUGUAUCUCUCUUCUAGGCUGUAUGUCACCCAUAAGUUAACCAUCCCUGCUUUAAAUAAUAUUGUUUUUAUUUCUUUAUUUAUAAAAAAAAUAUAAUCUGCUAUAUCAUAAAAAAUAGUAACCAUGUAAGCAUUUAAAUAAUAGAUCAUCAACUAGCUGUUGCAGAAAUAUGUUUUCUUAAUUGUCUACAUAAACUGGGUAGCAUAAAAAAAAUUUCAACAGGCAUUUAUUUAAAGGAUGAUGGCAAAUGACAGUUUUGUAGGCUUCCUAUAGAACCAUGCUUGUGCUGUUCUUUACUCAUUUUUACUGUGACCUUUUUGUAGGAGAUCUUUAGAUAUGAAAAAGAAAUAAUCUAGCAGUGAUUAUGCUUAAAUUUUCAAUCUUGCAAGCAUACUUGUUGAUGUUCCCCAGUGCAUAUUUGGUUUUGUAGUAUUUUCUGCUAAUGUUCCUAAAGUAGAGUGUCCUAACUGUGUGCUGGGGAAAAGUGUAUUUUGUAUUAAAUUGCUCCUCACUUAAAACCUUUUACUGUAGCAACAGUAUUUGGCAAUCUAGUACUGCUAGUGUUGUCAUUGGGCCAUACGCCUGUGCUAGUAAUUCCUGUGCUGUUUCUGCCACUACUUUUAAGAGAAGUGACAACUGCAUAACUUUCCAGCAGGGUUCAUGCUGGUGGGGGAGCAGAAAAUGGGAGUAACUCAGAAAUUAGAAGGAAUGCUUGUGUAGUUGCCUAGCAAUGCACACAUGAUUAUUCCUUUCCUUUUUUUAAUUUAAAUUCUUACUGAGCUCACAAAUAUGACUGGAAAGUUGCAGUCCUUCCGCUAAAGUGGAGUGAUAAUAAAUGGUGUACAAGUAAGAUGUAAAAGAGGUAGUUUCAGUGUUUUGUUUCAGUGUUUGCUCACUUUAUUAGUUUUGUUUUCUUAAUAUUUACUGGUGACUGAGGAAGAGGAAACAUCAUUUAUUGAUUCUGUUUUAUAGAAUUGCUAGUCAUAAUCGGACAAGUGCCAGGAGCACUCAACACUUUCUCUGGACCAACUGAUGGUUCUCUGUGGUUCGGAUUCCACGCAUGGCCCAGUAGUUACCUGUCAUGUAAGACAGCACCUGCUUUGCUACAAACCUAUGAUUUAUGAAAAAUCAAACAAUGUGCAUUUUCUAAUUGGUCUCCCUAAGAGCUCGCUUUGAAGGAAGAUUGGCACUUUGGCAAAGUGCAAGAAUCAGCUUUGGUCUUGUUGGUUCCAAAGGAAAAUGGUAAAAUUCAUAAGAUCUCAACCAUAUUUUGUCUUUCAGGCAGAGGUAGAGGAGAAAGUGGUUUCUACCAAAGAAGUUUUGAUGAUGUAGAAGGUGGAUUUGGACGAGGAGGGGGCAGAGAAAUGCACAGAUCCCAGAGCUGGGAGGAAAGGUAAUUCAAUAAACAUAUACAUUGGCAUGGACUGCAUCUGAAGCUCAGAUAACUUGUUAUGUUGGUAGAAUCCUGGCUGCUCUAAAAUUUGUCCUUCUAGGUGUCUUGUCACAGAUGUGGCCACCAUGUUUGUGAGCAUAGAUUUCAUAGAAUCGUAGAGUUCGAAGGGAUCCUGAGGAUCAUCAAGUCCAACCCCUGGCAAUGCAGGAAUGCUGCCUACAGUUGUCCCUGGGUGGGCUCAAACCACCAACCUUCUGGUUAACAACCAAAUGCACUGACCUAUUUUGCCACAAGCAUGAGUAUACUACACCUGCCAGGGAGCCAGGGUUGGCAGCGACUCCCCUUUGAGAGUAUGUUUAAUAGCAAACUAGUUUUGCCUUGCAAUGUAUGGAACGGCUAUAGAGGUCCAGCUAUUUCGAUAAAUUUUGAAGUUAUAAGAUCUAAAAUGAGUGACAGAGCCUUCUAUAAGAACAGGUGGAUAAAAAUGCUUAAACAAGCUAACUGAACCAGGGCACUAUUGGAUGAUAUUGAUGAUUCAGGAAAUCAAGUUACAAAACAUAAUUAUCCCUUGUAGAAUUUAAGAAAGAUCUGAAAUUGGUAGCCUUCAUGACAUCAUAGCUUAGUACUUAUCUGGAAUUACUAAGAGAACAAGGAAGAAUUGAACCUGCUUAGGAGAGAAGAGAUUAUGGUCAGUAUCCAAAGAACUAAGGAAUUAGAUCUGUAAUCAGAAGAGGACUUAGACUUAUUUCUCUCAACAGCAAAUGCCUCUGCUUCAAGGCAAUGCUUUUGAAACCAGGGAGAAUUUCAAAAGCAGUUUGUGUUAAUGGCACUUGAUUUAACUGUUCAAAGAGUGGGGGCAAGUCAAAAUGUAUUGGGCUAGCAAACACCACUUGAAUGAUCUUAAGCAGCACAGUGGAUUCGAACCUAAAACAACUAAACUGUAUUCUAAUGGGUUGAAAUAAAUUGAUCCACAUAAGGAAAAACACAAAUUGUGACUCAAAAAGGUCAAAUUAAUUCUUCCUGAUGUCUUCCUGAAAUGCCAAGAGAGAAAACAUCAGCUAUAUUUUCCAACAAGCAAAUAUUAGUUAACCAGUGGGGAUUUCCCCUCAUAUGUGUUAUAUUUUUAUAAACUUACCCUAGACAGAUCAAGAUUAGAUUUUUAAAAAUGAGACAAGUAAAUUAGUGUCAUCAGGCUAAUAUAGAUUGAUAUUCAUGGAACAUUAGUAUGCACUAAAAUAGGAUGCAUGCAUUGACAGUAACAAAUAUUAUUAAGAAGUUCAAUAAUAUAACAAAACAUUGAUCGUUAGGGCAAAUGGAUAGUAGAAAUACACCAGUAACACACGUUUUUACAGGUUUGUCUUCAGAAUGACUUUUGUUACCUGUUCUGAUACCUAUAUCUGUAUAUAUAUUCUGCCCAGAGUAUGCUAUUAAUAAACAUUAUUUCAACUUGUUAUUCGUACAUCACAGAAAUAAUUGUGAUCCAUUCCCUGUCUUAAGUGUUUCCAAAUGCUUUGGUAAUUUGCUAUUUUGCCUUUUUAGGGGGGACAGGCGGUUUGAAAAACCAGGCCGAAAAGAACCAGGUAUGUGGGUUGUUUUUUGUUGUUUUUUAAAUGGUAUGGAUAUCUAGAUUUUGUUUUAUUAGUAAGAAAUUGAGAUUCAGUGUCUAAAUCUGAAAUUAUCAAAAUCAUAUGCACACAUAGGCCAGCAUCUUUAGGAAAUGGGAUUAGAUAUGUGCUUUUACAAAAUAGGCCAACAUUUUUAGGAAUUGGAUUAGAGCCUGGCCUGUAUGAAUUGGAGAGAGUGAAGGUUUUUUUUGGGGGGGGGGGAGUUAUAAAUUGUGUACUACUUCAUUUAGAGUUACAUUAUAAUUAUUUUAAAGCACAAUACUGAACUUUUCUUAUUUUUUAGUGACCAACAAACUUUUUUUGUUUUUUGUUUUCAUAAUACACAUCUUGUUGAAAGCAACAGGCUAUUUUAAGGGUCAUUUCACAUGACCUCAAGUUGGCUGGGGUACAUAGUGAAUCAUAUGCCCAUUAGAGCUGGUCAUGCUACAAGAUUGCUCUGCCACACAGCCAAUUUUUGGGCUGUAAUGAGGUCAAUGGGAUUAAAAAUUACUUGCUAAAUUGUGUGCUGAAAUUUGCUCUGGCAAGCCAUUGGAUGCAUUCAGUGGUGAUAAGACCAAAGUAAAGUUUUGGAUCAUGCCAUGUUAUGUCUCAAGUAGUUUGCUUUCUGAGCAUUUUUGCAGUGUAAUGCAAGAUAACAUUUGGAAAAACCAAUUCUCUAAUACCCCUUCCCAGUUAGUCCAUAAUUCCCCCAACACAAUUGCAUAAAAGUUACAACUUGUUGGCUUGGAUCAGGUAGUCCAGAAAAAGAUGCUGUCUAUAGGAGUUGGUUUAUUAUAUACAGGCAACCUACAGUGCAGAUAGCCUGUGCUUCUUUCUGCCCCUCCCCCUGUUUCCUAGUUCCCUGGAAAAAAGAGAAAGGAACCUCACCCUUUCUACAUAGUGCUAUGAGAGUGAGCCUCAGGCUUUUACUUUUGUUUUAAACUAAUUAUAGCUUAUGGUGACAUUCAAACCUGAACAAACUACAAGUUAGUGUUAACUAUACAAGACAACUUCAAACCAUGGGCUAUGAAACUAGCUUACUUUCAUUAAUCAUAGAUUACUCAUAGCAUUUCUUUGUGGCCAUGCUGGGGAAGAUAAAAAUGUGCAAGCCCAAGACUUGCUGCAGCUCAUCCUCAUCAUGCUAAACUAUGGUUUAUCAUUAUGUGUGAACUAGGUCAUUUGUAUUGUGAAAUAGGGGCUUGUUGUUUUCCUAACGUUUUUGGUGAACUGGUUUCUCAAGUUGAAGAAAAGAACUUGGCUUUUCUGAGGAAUUUUAAAGGUGCUAAUAGCCACCAAGCACUCUUUCUGAAAGUCAAUAGGAUUUGAGUGCUUAACUGCAGCUUGCUGUUCUUUGUUAGGAGAUUCUUUUAAUAUAUAUACUCUGAAUUUUGUAACAGUGCCAGAUUUCUAUGGUGAUCAAAACUUGAAAAUUGUAUGAAUCGCCAUCUGUUUUAAUGCCCUUUGAAUCCCCUUUAAAGCAUCUAAGUUAUGUUGUUGUGCUGUUCUAUUUUAGUUCUUACGACGUUGGUAACACAGAAUUAGAAGGCAUAUUUCCAAUUCCUCUGGCUUUCAGUCAUACAUAGAUUUAAAUCAUUUUGUUUCUUGGACACUGUCUGAACUUAGUAACAUUUUUCUCUCUAUAGCUAUGAGUUAAUAUUUAGGCUCCUAAAAGUAAUUUAUAUCGUUUUUAUAAGGCAUUUCAUGGCAAAAGAUGAUUUACAAUUCCUUUUCUAAUUUUUCUUCCACAUUUCUAUAAGAUAGGUUAAUCUUCAAAAUUAUGAUACCCAAAGUCCAUCCCACUGAAGCCGUAGGGCUUUGUGGGGUUUUGUAUAGGCAUCUAACUUGUCAAGAGAUGGCUUGUAAAGCUAACCUUGGUUUAGUGGUAUGAGUUCAAGUCAUGGCAAGCCUAGGGCUUGUGUUUUCUCCUCUUCCAUGACCAUUAGGAGGAAGCUUCCAUAUAUGUUUUUAUUAACCACAGUUUAGCAUUUUAUCUGAACCACAAACUGUGAUCAGUCUUAAUUGAAGCUAGUGACAACAAUCCAACUUCAUAACUCAUGGUUUGAAGUUGGCUUGUUUCCACUAACCAUGGCUAAGACUAACCACAGUUUGUCCAGGUUUGGACCACAACAAGCUGAAGUCUAAACGUGAAAUGAAAGUUUCUGAACUCUUCCUCAUGGCUGCACCUGAGGAUGAGAGGUGAGUCUGAAGCUUGCUGUGGUUUGUAAUGCUAAACCAUGGUUUAGCCAUGGUUGAGUGAUACAUGUGAACAUUGCCAAUCUAUACUCAGGUUUUUUCAGUAAGUUAUGGGUAAGAUACCUGUUGCAAUUUGCAGUGUCCCAACAGAGAGUGCAGUGGAGGUAGGAUGCAGAUGGUUGUUGGAAGUUAAGAUGCUUGCUUUUAAUAUGGAUGGUUAGCUGCAGGUUCUGUCUAUUGGCAGCUUAUUUCUAGCAUGGUACUCAGUGCUGAAGUGGUCUAACUGAACUGCAUACCUUGUGCUGUAUAUUGUACUUAAAUAUAUGCAACUUGUCUUUCCUGAAUUUUUGAAGCAGUAGUAUAAUAUUAGUCCUACAGUACCGUACAGACAAAGCUGUUGGCUUACAAGGAUAAUUUGCCCCUCUAAAUUGAUAUAUAAGUCAGAAAUUGGACUAACGUGGCAGGAAAAAACCAUAAUGGCACUGCACAUACCCUUUUUUAUGUAGAAAUGUUUGCAAAUACAUUACAACCUGACUGGAUUGUUCAGUUUUUGAGUGAAGUUUUGCAUUAGUUUUAUUGUGCACAUGGAAUACGUUAAGCUGUAGGACCUCCCACAAAAAUUUAAAUAUUAGAGAAUGGGGGGGGGACUAAGCUUCACUAUGUGAGGUUAAUAAUGCUGUAAAAGGGAGAUAAUUUUUUUAAGUGACUAUGCUGGACAAAGAAUAAAGUGAGUACAAGUACAAUUUAAUAGAUAUUAAUCCAAGGUAGUGAUUGCUGUUACUAUCCGGUCUCUGCAUUGGGCUAAUCCAAUAUUACAGUACACUGUGAAUGAAAAGAUUAAAGCCUCGGCACAGACAAGGGAAGAAAUACUUCAACAACCCUGUAUGUCUUACAGUGUAAGAGAUCACAAGGGUCUAGUGCUAUGAUGUGAUUAUGUUCCAAAAACGAACUAUUUCUAACACAGAGAUUGCAUGACCCCCUGCUUUCUUACAUUCAGUUACAAAAAUACACUUAUUCCCAUCUGUGUAUAGGCUGACUACUCUAUCAUUGCUUACAUAGAACAUCAACAUUAGUAAUGUUAGUAAAAUGCUGGUUCUUUGAGUUGCCUUUUAGCAGCUGUGAAUUGGCAGCUAGCACCAUUGGGACCAGCUGAUUGUUCCAUAGCCCCACCAUGUCUCAGUUGACCACAACAUCCAAAUCUUUAUAAUCAGGCACAAAACCAUUUUUUAGAUUUGGGAGAAGUAAGAGAGAGUUUCUUAGAAAAUACUCUAUGAUUUGGUAACAAAUCUUAACAUCCACACUAGUAUAUACAUAUAAAUAUGUUUAUCCACGUUCAAGAGCUAAAAAACGCCAGGCUCUUCAUAACCACAAGUCAGUAUUAAAGUAAAGUAUUGAUACCUAUGCAAUGUUUUCUGAGAAGAGCCUUUUAAUGAUCCUUGAACAUACAAGUAUUUAGUGAUUUUGAUGAUGCUCUUCCUUGGUUUUGAGUGCAGAGUAGCUAGUGCCCUUAGCUAAACAAAUGUGAAGAAGCCAUAAACGUGGUCCUCUGGACCAUUUAAAAACUUGGUUCAUUUUAAUUUUUUUAAAAACAACAACAACCAUUAGUUCUUGUAAUUGGUUCUGGUAAUAAUCAUGAUUCAACUUGGCAUAGAGCCUUAUGUUCAAUGUCUCAUAAUUAUAUUCAUGUUUGUACAAUUAUUUUACACAGUCAUGCAUUUUAUCUCUGUUUUUAUUAACUGAAUGGUUAUUUUGGAAAGAAACUGCAAUAAAUGUGGGAAGCAGUGGAUCUUUCUGAUGACAGGAGUAAUUAGAUUUUGACUUGCAACAAGGCAGAGACAUGAGGUGUUGAUUAUCCUUGAGAGGAGAAUUGCAAAUAGUGAUCGAUGAAUUCCUGUUGUCUGCUAAAUUUAUUGCAUGUUUCUCCGUAUGAAAAUAGUUCCAAUAUAGAAUAUUUAAGUCUAAUACAUGUAAAAAUUCUUGCCAUUCACUUUCAUCACGAAAGUGCCUACGGGUGUUGAACUUGUUCUUAGCUGCUGGAACAAAGCUUCAGCAAAUGCUUGUGAUUUUCCUUAAUAAACAAGCACAGCAGGAUUGCAACUUCAUUGCCACAGAAAAUACUAGCAACAUUCUUCAUAGCAUGUUUAGACAUCAGCAUAUUCUGUUGUAACUGUAUAGCACGAGAGGACUGAUUCAACAAAUCUGAGGGAUCUUGGCCUUUUCAGGUGAAUUUUUUCUUAGUUCUACUACAAUGCCACAGUGUUUACCUUAAUGUCAUUUAAUUAGAAUUUUGACAAGCUGUCUUGAGUCUGGAAGUCUCUUGUUUCAGGGUCAGUGCAGUUUUAAUCAUAGUCUAGUGAAUUCAGCAGGUAGCAGUUCUGUUUUCCCAUAAUUUGUGCAGUGUUUCUUGUCCCUGACUCUGUUUUUGUGCAGUUACUCCAGUGGCUCAUCCAGUUACAUGGAUGCUAUGCUCUUUAUUCUGUGAACUGUUCUGAAGUCAAAGAUAUUGAGAGAAUAAAAAGAGCACAAUAAAAUAGAGAGGAAAGUGAAAACAUUGGUGUGGUAGUCUAAUCCAAUUGCUGAAAACGAAAACAAGCUGGCAUCACAUUCAAAGUCUAUUCAGUCAGAUGAGUCUCACAGAUCUGGAAGCUGUCAAUGUGCUGCCCAUUGAUGCGGAUCUCCAUGUCAGUCCUCUUUGAACUUUUAGAGUCUGCAGCUGGAAGUUCUGGGAUUGUCUUGUCAAAGUUCUCCAUCUUGAUCUGAUAUUCCCCUUUAGCACCUCGAACCAACAUGGAGGCAAAAUGGUGGUGUAAUAUGAUCUCUGAUGGAAGAUAGGAUGUCCUCCUCUGGCAUGUUUCUCCAGUGCCCUCUUGUGUGGCAGAAAGGAAGACUACUAGCUCAAAAUGUUGAUGAGCCUCCCUUUGCAGGAGAAUGGCUAGAGGGCUAGAUGGAGUUAUGGGAUGAUAAUAGGUUAAAGGAAAGAUAAAGAAAGGGCACUCUUCUGAAGUGAUGCUGUCUAGAUGGAAAUCCACACUGGUUUGAUGCAACUGACCAUUUUCUUGUUCUUCAUAAAGAACUGCAGAAAUCCGAACACUGGUGAGUGGGCUUGGGCGAGUAUUGGCCACUUGGAACAUUAGAUAUGGCUUUCCUUCUUUGUGUGUCACUACAGCGGAAUAAGUGAACCGGAUGGAGAGAGCUCGAUUCUUUGGACGGGCAAUUUUUGCUACAAAUGCACCUAAAUAAAAAGAGAAUUUACAUAUAGAUUGUGCGUAUAAUUAUAGUUUCCUGAUUCCCUUUAUAGUAUAUUGAAAGCAAACACAAUUAAAGCAAGUUGCACUGUAUUAGGAUCACAACAUUUAUUAUUAGCAUAAGUAUAUCACAUUUUUAAUUAUGGUUCCCACAUUAUUCAGGUCCAUCACAUUAAUUUCCUAAACCACAAAAAUACUUUUUAUAGUAAAUAUUUUUUAAAUCAGGUGUUCAUUAAAAUAUUUGCCACCAUCUUUGUGAACUUGAAAUGACAUAUGCUUUUGACAAAAUAAGACCACAGUCUCUGCUUUAUAAUAUAGCAUUUCAGGCUAAUCGUCUGCUAAGUAAUCUCUUAGUAGGUUUAUUUUGUUAUAAGCUUCAUUUAUUAUAUAGCAAAUUUUCUUUCAGUAAUAUAGCACAGUGUUAUUUAUUAACUCAUUUAAAAUUAUUUUCAAUAAAACAUAGCAGGGUUUGAAAAUUCUCUGAUAUUCAUUGAAAACUUAUCAGUAAUUCGCGGCAGUCCUAAGCAUACUUAUGGAAAUACUUCAUUGAACUAUGUAGAUGUUGAUUUCUUGGUAAAGCUGCUAAGGAUUCAUCUGUUAGCUUUAAACUAUGCAAAUGUGUAUGGGAAGUUAAUUCUACUAACUAAUCACACUUUUAAAAAUAAUGUAAGAAAUGGUUUUUGAACUAAAGCAUGCAUUUGGGAAGAACUGAAUCACCUAUUUAGAUGUUUAGUACAAGUUGCUAUUUAAUAAUUCUUUUCAUACUGUAAAAUGGAAAUACAUCCUCGUCAAAGAACAGUAUUUUUCAGAAUGCUGAGUGACAUAGCCCUAUCUUUGUUUUCUUGCUGUAGCUUUAUGACAAAGCUCUUAUUUAAACUAUAACAUAAAACCUACUAGGUUAUGAAAUAGUAUGUAAUUACCUGUGAUGAAGGCCUCCAGCAUCAGACCCAGUACCAUUUGUAUAGCAAGUAGGGCAAUUGCACUUGGACAGUCUCCACUUGGGAACAUUGUGCCGUAACCAAUAGUGAGCUGUGUCUCCAGUGAGAAAGAAAAAGCAGCUGUAAAGCUUGUGAUAUACUUUACACAAAUAGUGUGGUUUUCAGGUGGAGAAUCAUGAUCAAUCUCCAGAUCCCCAUUCAUUUCUGCUAGUAGGUACCAGAGAACUGCAAAGACAAGCCAGUGGAGGACAAAAGAAGCAGAAAAUACCAGCAUCAUCCAUCUCCAGCGCAUAUCCAUAAGGAUUCCCCAAGCAUCUUUUAGGUAUGCCAGGCCUUUCCCGUGGGCACCAUCCAUUUGUAGUGUGCUGUGUCCAUCUUUCGUGACCAUUCUUGGAUAUCGUUGGGCCAGGAGAGGAGCACUAGGUUUGGUGUUGUUGCCUUCUAUCACUUCUGUCCUCAUCUUCUGAAAAUGAAAAGAAACAAAACUGUUGGAUGCUUGUUUAUCUGUAGUUCAGAUGAUGUUCAGAGAUUCUGACACAUUGGCAGUGGACCAGAAGCUACCUGCAGCUAGCCAAGGGGGUCUUUAAACAUGCAGUUCUGAGAAAAGUAACUUUGGAGAGCCAGGUUUGCCACUGCUUCCAUUGUACGAUAAUGAUUACCUACAAAAAUUAAUGUUGGAUCCUUCUUUGAUGAUAAUUUAGAAACCUAAGCCAAACUUUUUGACUUCUCAGGUUUAUUUGUGGGUCUAGUGGUUAGUUUGAUAGUGAAGGAGCACAGCAAGUCUUAAUUUUCUGAAAUUCAGAGGUGUGUUCUGUAACUUUAGCAAAUAUGUGUUUAAUAUUUAAGCCAAGCACACUAUCAAAGCUAUUAUUAAUAUUAUAAAUGUUCUAUAUAUUCUUUUGGUGGCCAUCUGAAGGCUGUCAUAUCAAAUAUAAUAAAUUAAAAUUUCCUCAUUAUAAGCUUUUGUGGGGUUUUCUACCUAAAUAUGUUUACUGCUACCAACCAUGAUAUUUUUAUCGUCUAGAAUUGUGGUACCUGGGAUAUAGCCUCUUCUGCUGAACAUACUCAGGCCACUGCUGUUGUAAAGCUGUAUUAAAAAGGGGAUAGAGAAUAAUACGGAAAAUAUUAUGCAAUUAUAUAAGCCGAGAGAAGUCCUGAGGAAAAAAAAACAUCUCUAAGCCCAAUUUGCCAAAGGGGAAACUGGAGUGAGGCUUUUGUUAUGUGUCCUUAAUCGUGUUUCUAAUACUGUAGUGUGGCAGCUUGGGUUCCUGUGGAGUUACAAAUAUUGAGUAUGUCGGAAAAUAAAAGAUCAAUCCCUGUGCUUUUUAUGAGCUUUUCUCUUAUAGCAGAAAAAGCUCACAGUUUUAAAAUUAACAAACAUAAAAGAAAGCAAAAUAUUCAAUCAUGGUGUCUCACUAUUUACUAGAGACUGGUUGAAAUGAAAAAUGUGAGAGAAAGGAUGCUGGCAUAUUUGAAAAGAGAGGUUAAACUGGGGUAACUGCUGAAUGACAUAGUCACAGAGCACCAGAUCUGAUCUAAUAUUGAUGGUAAAAUUGAAACAUAUUUGGUCCAUCUUGUUGCACAAUCAUUGUGUGUUGUUUGUUUCUCUCUGAAUGGGAUCCAGAUAUCUUAUUUCAAAAUAACAACUUCUGGUGGGAGGCUAUCACAUUUUCCAGAUAUUAGACAUUAGUAUUCCCCUUCAAGAAAAAUGCAAAAAUGAUUGCAUUGUAAUUUGAUACAUGCUUACUACAGGCAUAGUUAUGAUAAUAAAUUUGAUUGAAAUAUAUUCUUUACAAAUGUGUAAGGUGGCUUCCUUGGGGUGGGGUGUAUUAAACUGCUUUGAAAUUAAUUAUAAUCAAGCAAAUAAAAAAUGUGUUAAAUAAAAAACACACAAAUUAGUCAUGGGCCAGUCAUCAAAAAGUAGUUGCACUUUUUUAUAGUACUACCGCACCUAAGAUAUUUACAAUCAGUCAGUUUUGACAAAAUGUGGAGUAGAGUUCACUGAUUGUGCAGAGCUAAUCAGAUGCUUAUCUCCUGCAUAUGUUGUACUUGGCGACUCCUUUUUUGCUGUUUUGCUAAGCUUGCACAUGAGUCAUUAUAAUGGUUUUUAUUGUUAUGUUCCUGAUAUUAUGCCAUGCCUGUGUCUCAAGUUGAUUAGAGACUUUAUAUAGCAAGCGACUAACAAGUAAAAAUUAUUAUUAUUGAUGAUGAUAAUGAUAAAUGAAAAAAUCAUGCAAUCUACAGUAUAGAACUGCUAUCCCCUCAACAGAAACAUUUUAAGCUUAAACGUACAGCAAAAGUAAGUUGAAGUCUUAUGGAUUGAACAAGAUGUGUCUGUAAGUCACAGUUGGGAUUUGGGAGCACUGGUGAACAAAGCCAUGACUAAUUGAUAAAGCUGAUGGGGCAAUGAAAAAUGCUAGUAAUAAUACUUAGCCUGUAUGUAGUGGUUUAUUUAGACUUUUCAGAAGUGUUCCACAUACAUUAUUGUAAUUGUCUUUGUAGGCUAUAAAAUAGGUCAGUAUUUCUAUUACAGUUCUGCUUGUAGGGACCUGAAGCUUUGUUCACCGGAGAGGUAACUUUUGAUCUGUGGGUUGGUUCCAUGAUCCACAGCUCUGUCUCUUCACCCUCAUGCUGUACUAGCAAAACAUAUUGACAGUAAGUAGUAUUCAGCUAAAUUUUAUUCAGAGUAGACCUAUUGAAAUCAGUGGCUCUAAAUCAUGUUCAUAAUUUCAAUGGGUCUGCUCUGAUUAAAACUAAGUUGAAUACCAGUGCCUCAGUUUCAUUUCAGCAUAAAAUGAGCUCUCAUAUUAAAGAGAGAUUUUUCCCUUCAAUUUGGGAAAAAUUCCACACCGUCAUUUCAUUCUGUUAAGUCAUAUGAGCACUUCAAGUAAAAUGGCUGUUCUGAUAGUGUAUCGGAAAAUUGUAUUAGUGAAGUCAUCAUAUAUUAUUUCUGCCAAUGAAAUAUAAAUAUAAGCACAAUGUCUCUAUAAAGUACAUAGCCCAUUAAAACACAGGUAACUGAGGCUUGUAGUUUGCAAGUGGCUAGAGUUCAACAAAGUAUUCAUUUUGAAUUGUUCCCUGGUAGAAAAUAUAAUUAUAAAAUUUGCAUUUGAAAUCUUAAAAGAGACUCUUUGAACAUGACUUUUGACUCUGUCAGAAGUAGAACUUUUCUUGACUUGAGAAAAUGAUGAGAAAAAUACCAUUUUGAAAUGAAAGCAAACAAUCCUAAUGUCAUGCUAAACAUGCAAGUUUAUAUUAUGGGUUCAAGCCAGUCCAUUGCAUGUGUGGUGCCCAGAGCGAUCACCAGAGGAAUAACAUGAACUCCAAGAUUGCAUCCUUUGAUCUAGUGGAAGGGUUGAGUGUGACUGUGAUGUGGCAGGUGUGCACAUGCCUUGUAUUCCAUGUAAUAGCCUGCUGAGCUGCCUGCAUAUGUCCGUACCUCAUUAGAGGAGGUAGGGUCUGUGUCAAAAAUAACAUUUUUUUGAAAUACAGACCUAUGAAUUGAUUCUUUAUCCUACUGUGAUAGUAAUGCUGACAGUUUCAACUUUUUUAAACAAAGAUGCUACUUUAUACAAGGUUUGUUGGAAGGUGAUGCUUGGUAUUUGAUAGAAGUAUUAAACCUACCAUAGGCACUAAAUUGCCUUUUGUGAGAAUUUAUUUUUUAAGAUUUGGUAGUUAUAUAUUUAUAUUUUGCAUAUUUAAGUGUUUCUGUUUUUAUAAAUAGGAAUAUGGUAAAUAAAACACAUUUUUUAAAAAUUAAAGGAAGGAACAGCAUAAUUGGGCCCUGUGUAAGAAUUCUGGACUUUAAAAUUUUGUUAAUAGUAAUCUUUGUUAACAGCUGAAUGAAAGCAACCUUAACUUGGCAUCCAACAUCUUCAUUAUAUAGGUUUCAUUAUACAUUGAAAGCAUACCUCUUUACCUUGGCCUUUGACAACUGAGGUGUUUUUAGGACCCACCCUGUUCUUUUGAUAGUAAUUUUUUAAAACUGAUUUUAAUAUUGUAUUUUUAUAUUGCUGUAACCCACCUUGGGACUUUAUAGUGAAUAAUGUUUAAGGAAUCUAAAUAAUAAUAACGCAUAAUAAUUAUUACUAAAAUAGUGAUAUUCUGCCUGACCCAUGUUCAUUAAUUUUCAUUUUGUAUGCGGAAUGCACUUUUGAGCUAAGAGUUCCACUACGUACCUGAUCAACUACAAUUGAAGCACACAAAAAUUGCUAUUUGCCUUGCUGGGCUUGGAUUCCAGUGCACUAGGUAAAGACAGGGACAAGGAACUUCUAGUGUUCAAAGGAUUAUCUACUGGGAAAGUUGGAAAAAGUACUAUACUGCUAAUACACCUCCACAGACAAGAAAAACAGUUGACUUGUUCCUCUUCAAACAUUCCUUUUUAUUUAUUGUUUCCAGGAGGUAGUCAUAUGCAAAAGCUGCAAGAGCUGUCUGUUUUGGAACAUUGUUUUAUAUAAACUUAACACACCUUCGUUACAUCCUGUAUAGUUUACUGUAACAUGCUCUAUGUGGGGUUGCCUUUCGAAAAGUGCUCAGAAACUGACUGGCCUAAAGAGCUGCACGCCAGGGAGCAUAAACCUUACUUGUUACAAUAGCUCCACUGGCUACACCAGUCUUUUUCCAGGCACAAUUCAAAGUCCUAUUUAUGACCUAUGCAUCUUAGCUCAGGCUAUCUGAAGGACUAUAUGGGAGAGGGCCUUCUUGGUAGCUGCUCCGAAACUUUGGAACUCCUUUCCUAGAGAAAGGAGUUGUUUUAAAGCCAGCAGGCAAAUACUGUUUUAUUCCAACAGGCUUUGGGGAACUGGUUGUUUUUAAAGGAAAUGGCUUUGAAUAGCCCUGUCCUGUUUUUACUAUCUCAAAAUGCUUUAACUUGUCUUUACAGGAAAAGUGCUUCAGUUAUGUAUCAUUUUGUUGCCCAAUUCUGCAUAUUUUCUAGUUCUAGUACCCUUUUUUAGAUGGGGUAACCAAAACUGUAGAGUUCUUCAAAUGUGUCUGCAGUGUAGAUUUAUGAAGGACCAUUCUGACCAUUUUAUAUGCAAUAUCUUUCCUAAUAAUCUCUAGCAUGGAAUUUUCCAUUUUUGUCUCUGCCACUUACUUCAUAGAUAUAUCAAUGAAAUAAUCAACUAUGACUUCAGUAUACUGGAGUAUUUCAACCAGUUUGGAUACUUGUAGUUCUGAAACAUGUGGAGUUCUGUCUUCCCAAGAAUGCAACCAUGUUGUGCUCAGAAAUUUAUAGGCAUAAUCAACUACUUAAAGGCAGUAGUUGUCUAAAUGCUACAAAGAGGACUUAGAAUAAAGUAUGCCUGGAUUUCCCCUUUUUCUUAACGUUAUUGUUUAGUGGGUUUGCUCUGCCCUAUACUCUGCUUUAGACAUUUAAGAGAAUUUCUAAUAUUAAUUUUGAAUUGAUAAGUGUUUAUGUGCAAAUUGAUAGACCUGCAAGUUGAUGUUGUUGUUUUUUAAAAAAAAUGAAAAUUCUACAAGCUGUACAUGUGCAGUGGUUUGAACAAAGUUCAGAAAUCAACAAAUGAAGAAUAGUGGGUUACUAAUUCAUUGCUUUCUCUCUGUAACCUUGUUUAAAUAUUUAGAAUCACUGAAUCUGGGGAGAAAUUAUAGUGGCGAGAAUUAUAUAAGUAUUCCUAACUUUAAUACAUUGGAUAUACCUGGAGUUAUGACUUCUCAAGUGUGCAGCUGUAGAGCUGUGAUGCUAUCUUCAGCAAAUGUAUCUAGAACUCAGUGAGUUAAAAAUAAAACUUUUUUCACAAAGACUUCUGCACUAUACUUUCAGCUUAGCAAAUCAUUAUACUUCCAUAUGUGCCUAUUAAAGGACACCGUACCACUUAUUUGCUAACUCUAAAAAUAAGACACACACACCCCAGGCUUCUGCAUUUGGUGAAAAUUUUUGAGAAUCUCAACUUCUAAUUAACAAUUAGAAAAUAACUCCUCUUGUCCAGUGGUAACCAAUGCAAUGCCCUCCAGAUGCUGUUGGUCUACAGCUAUGUUGGCUGGGCUUCAUUAAAGCGGUAGUCAAACAACUUCUGGUGCUCAGGCACCCAGUUGGCUACCCUUGCUUUAGUCCUUGAGUUCAUGAAGAUGGGUUUGAAAACAGGUUGAUAGUAUCUAUACAAGAUAUCAGAUAUUUAUGGACAUAGAGCUUCUGUGUUCCACUUGACUGCAUUCACCAACUUCAUGGCUUCUGGUCACUUUUCUUUGACCUAUACACUCUGUUGCCUACCGUUUACUACUCCCCCCUCCCCUUACUGCAAACCAUUUCUAGAAAAUGCAUGUUUUCCAAGCACUUGGAUUUGGAGUUUAAAUGUGUAAAUUGAAAAUAUUUAUUCAUUUGUAUAACUGAGCAAAAAUGUAUGUCAGUGUUGCAGAUUUUUUGUCCCUUUGGCUUUCUCUGCUUUGUUACAAGAGCAGUUAAGACGUAGAUGUAUGUAAAGAUUCAAGGACUCUCCUAUUCAAUUAAAUUUUUCACAUGACUCUUAAUACCAACAAAACAUUGCUUAAAAGUGAUAUUUGGCAAUUGUUAUUACAUUUGUGUUUUACUACUGUAACCCACCCUGGGACCUAAGGGUGAAGGGUGGGUACUAUAUAAACCAGCAAUAAUCAAAUGUAUUUAAAUUUUCCACACUACAUUUUUGCAAAGUAGAUACACUUUCUUUAGCAUUUAAGUAUGUAUCUUAAAUUAUAUAUUUGUUAUAUAAGUUUAACAUCCAAUGAUAGGUAGAUAUUCUCCUAAUUGAUAGUCAUUGUAAUAAUGGCACCUUCAAUUUAAGUCAGAUUGCUUAUAAAAUCUCUAGUAGUUUUGACAUCCAGCUCACUUCAGAAAAUUUACUUUGGUACCUGUUUGUAACAGUGAAUAGUGCAUUAAUUCCUCUAGAAAAUAUUGCCAUUUGAUGUGAAUAAGGUAUUCUAAAACUACUGCUGAAUAUCAUAGUCAUUCUCUCCAUAGAUGUUCUAACAGAGUUAAUAUAAAGGCUUUGAAAUUGAACUCACUUGCAAAAGUUUAAAGCCAUAGAUUAUAUCACUUAGAAUUUGUAAAAGAUAACAUGCUGCACUAGUCUGAAGAAACAGUGUUAGGUGCUGCUCAUUGCAGCUGUGCAGUUUGCCAUUUGCUUGGAGUGGACUUCCCCAAUGUUGUGCCCUCCAGAUGCUCUGGACCACCCCUCACAUCAGCCAUAGCAGUGCCAGCUAGGGCUGACAGAUGUAGGAGUCCAAAACAUCUGGAGAGCACCAGGUUGGGGAAGGCUGCUCUAGAGCAAGUAACAGUUGUUUCAAGGAAGCAACCAAAGGGGUACUGCCCACUGCCACCCCCCCAUCAUUUCUGAUGUCAAGCAGUUUUGCCAUGGUGCUCCCCGAGAACAGGUUCCUGUUCAAACUCUUCUUAAAGCUUGCAGGAAGUGUUGAGUGUGUGUACUCGCACCAAUAUAGCAGGUCUGUCGUUAGGCAGGCGGCAAAUGUUGAAAGCAUGGUGUAUAGUUAUGUGUGUGCCUUGCGACCUCUAAGCUACGCUGCUGCUCUCAGGUAACCCCCCCCCCAUUGCAGGUAUCCAACGGCAGUCUUGUUGACUUCUAUACUUGGAAUGUGUGGGAGUUUGUGUUUGUGUGUGUGUGUGUGUGAUCUUGUAAUUUGUCUUGCGCCUCAAAAUGAGUAUUUGCAAAAAUAGUGAAGGGUUAAGUGUAACCUAGCUACAAAGUGAAGAAAUAAGUGAAGGUAUGUUAAACCUGAAUAGGUUGAUACAUGUGCCUUUGGAUUUAAAACACAAAUGUGAUACAUUUGAAUAGUAUCAAUGAAAUAAAAAUGGUAUCCUUUGCACAUUUUAUUAUGUACUGAUUUUUUUCAUUGAAUAGACUAUUUAUAAUUUUCCCUAGAAGUUUAAAACUAUUCCCCAGAUAGCAUUACCAUGCAUGAAAUAUCCUAAUUCUUCACAACAAUCAUUUGUCCCCUUAAAUAGGAUCUUCCAUGUGUAGGAGAUAAAAUAGCUUUGGGCAAACGAGUAAUCUUAACAUAGGUAGCAAUCAGGUGUUUCUUAAACACUGACAUUGUGUAAGACAAAUGAAGAAACUUGUUCGAAAAGUUUGUUUAUAUGGUUAGAAACCAAUAAAAUUUAAAUUUGCUUUAUGACAUAACAUUUAAUUUCCAUUCAAAUGGAUAUUCUGUGGUGAGCAACCAGAAAACCUGUGUCUAAUCAAAAGAAUCACUCAAAUGAUUUUUAAAAUAAUUGAAUUUAAGUGGAAGUUUCUUUACACUGCUACACAAAUUGCUAGCAAAUUACUUACCAUCUAUCAGUCAUGCUUUAUAUAAGUUAAAGCAAUAACAUAUUUUUUCAAAACUUUAAAAUCGAAAGAUGAGAUAUUGCUGGAACCUGGAAUUGAAUUUAAAACUCUAGUCAUCUACAUUACUAUUAAAAACAACAUCUCCAGGAAUAAGUACACAAUCAGUCUUCAAUAUCUGACUGGUCACAGGAUGGUUACCUUUUUGAAGAAAUACUCUUUUAGAAUUGCACAGCUAAGAUCUGCUUCAUGCCUUUUAUUAAAAGCUAAAUAGCCAUGCAAGAUGCUAAAGUUACUUCCAGGGACCUCCUAUACAGAACUGUUCCUUAUGGAAAUUGGUUCUGGAAGUUGUCACUGGGCAAUAUUAGUUUGGAAAACAAUCUCCUUUGAAAAAGUCUUACAAUAUUUGAAGUUGAUAUUUCAAUUGAUAUUUUUUCAAAACAGGACUGUUUAAAUCCUCCAAAACUCCAUUUUUGUUUUUGAAAGUCUAAAACCACAAAGCAGGAAAUAUUAAUGUAAAAAAGUGAUGCUAUGUUAGCAUCAUGUACUUACCAGUGUAUUUGUAGUUUUUAUCUACCUGGCAGGGAAAGGGAGGAAGGCGGAUGUCCUGGAUAUUGAAAACAAACCAAACUAUCUUGUAUCUGUAUAUAGUGAUCCCAAGGAAGAAAAAAAUCUUUUGACAACUAGUUUGGAAGGAUGUUUGUUCAAAAUGGGCUUACGGGUCUCAUUCCACAGUUUAUAAUGUGGGGGGUUGGCUUUCAUAUGAAGCUGAUGUGAUUGGUCAUUCUGUCUGCAGGGGGGCCAAUUAGCUGUGGUCAUGUGGAAAAGAAUGCUGAUUUGUUCGAGCUUUCUUUCCCCAACACAUACCCUAGCAGCUGUGGAGAAAUCCACACGAACUUACUUGGAGAAAGGGGUGCAUUUUUUAUCUUAAUCAGGAUGGAGUUUUUAGGUUUGCAUAAUCUUACUUAAAGGUUUUACUUGGAGGUUCAAAGGAAUGAAAUUCCUCAGGACUGUUUUCCAUUCAAGUUUUCUUGUGGUAGCUAUUUAGAGUUCACAAUUUCUUUGAUAUUUUAUUUUAACCAAAACCAGGCAGUUUGAGGUGAAGGUGUGCUUUCUGUUUCACUUUUCUCUUUUUAGGUUUUUUGUACCAUGUGGUGCACAGGAUAUCGGUAUCAUAGAGAUCAAGGUUGCUAAUUAGUUUUACAUAGUUUACAUAGUUGCAACCAAAUUUUAGAUGCAAGACCUGUAACUUUACUGCGUCUCUUAUUUUGCCUCUACUGUUAAGUCAGCAUUGCUCAUAGGAUUGUAUUUAAAUUACGUCAAAUAAUAUUAUGUAGGAUAUUGCUGCAUGUAACAUGGUUAUGACCAAAAAAGAGAUGUUUACAUUAUGCUGUGUCAAAUUAGAUUUAAAUGUAACAUCUGACUAAUAAAAACGAGCCGAAAAGAGGCCCAUAAUGUCUACCUUUCAGAAUCACUUGCAUGAUCUGUGAGGGUAGCUUUGUAGUGCAGUUCAGCAUUUCACAUUUUUCCUUAGCUGCUGAUGUGAGGACUUUGAUCGAACGUCAGACCUAAGAGGAUCUGAGAAACAAAGGCUGUGAUUGUUUGCAGUAAAAGUACUGAAGACCUGCUGUGAAAAUUAUUAAUGUAGACCAAUAUAAUGCUACUUAGAAACUAAAAUCUCCCUCAUGUUUUUUCUUUAAAAAAACUCUCCACAAAAUACAAAACAUUAAUUCUUCAUUUCAUUAGCAGAGAACCUUGUAAUACAUGUUGAGACACAGCACCUUAAAAUUGAAACAUGCAUUUGUGACCUUCAUGAGUAUGGGGACAAGGGGAUACUUUUCACUCAGUAUAGCAUGGUGCCUUUUCUUUUUACUAUAAGAAACAUUAACAGAUAAUGAUAUACAAAUACUUUUAUACUUUUAAUGUCUUUUUAAUAUUUGUUGGAAGCCGCCCAGAGUGGCUUGGGAAACCCAGCCAGAUGGGCGGGGUACAAAUAAUAAAUUACUAUACUAACAUCUUAAAAUAAAAACUGGAUUCACCAUAUAUUAGAAGUAUGUGUGUUCCUGAUACACCCCUUUAAACUGCCUCAGAAAUGCAAUUUUCAGUGAAGAUUGGAGUGGCGAGUAGUAAUAUUACAAUGCAGGUAAGAAGCUGUUCUGCCAUAUCUGUAAAGGUUAGUGGCAUAUACAGAACUAUAGAGCAAACUUAAACGCAUGUGAGACAUACUGUCCAUGAAAUGUUGCACUUGUUUGUGUGAAAGGAUUUGGAUAGUUGGCAUGACUAUUGGAGUGCAAUAUUUUGGUAGGAAGACUGAUGUGUAUGGAUACAAUUGUGCAAAUUCAGCUUUCAGUAAGGAAAACAGCAUAAUUCUUGGAGGAAAAAGCAUUUGUGCAUGGGAAAAUUCUGGUAAGUUGUUUAGAGACAGAGAUGGUCAAAACUAAAAUGAAAUAUGAUUACGGUUUAGUCUGCCUGUACCCUAAAAAUGAUGACCAGUGAUUUCUUAAGUCACUUUGUGUGUGGUCAUGAUUCAAGGUUGUGCAGUGAUUUUCUUUCUCUUUUCACAGUAUUGUAAGCUGUCUUGUACUCGAGGGACUUUGGUUUAGAAACUAUGUAGCCAACAAUUAAAAGUUAUUUGAAGGAUCCUGAAAACGGACACUAAAUUAAACUUAUUUUUGUAAUAGAAAUGUGUGUGAGAGUGAGUGAGUGUGUCUUAGUGUCUUAUAGAAAGAUUGUUGACACUGUUAUUUGCUAUUCUAGUAAAAAAUUUCUCAAUAAACAAGUUCUCAGAAGAUUGUAUUCCAGAACACCACUUUAGUACUUUGAAGUCAGUCCCUUUUAAAACUUCAAAUUACAUAGCUGUAGACUCUGUUGGCUGGAUGUCUUUGUUGUAUCUGAACUUUUCCAUAAACACCAUUGCUGGCUUGGGGUCAGACAUGGAAUGCAGGUGCCCUUUCACUGCUCCUUCUCCUCAGGAAGUCCAGUCAAUUAGUUUGAGGCAAAGCCACAGAUCUUUUUCUUUUUCCUUUUCAUCCUGGGAAAUCAUGGCCAAACACCGACCUCCACACCAAGUAACUUAAACCAAGUGAAAUGAACAUGCUAGGGGUAUAAGCUACGUUCCUCGUUAGAAUACUUUAGACUUUGACGUAUGUGUGUACUAAUGUUGACUGAGCGACUAUUUACUUCUUCAUUUUUAAUAACUUCAGAACGUAAUAUACCUGGGUCUGUUCUUAGUUGGAUUUGAAACAUAAUUUCAUCCAGUUCUGUGUUUUCUCUUUUCAGUACCCUUAAGCUUUGAAAUGUGUUGUUACCUGUUGACAAACACACCCGUGUUGUUUCACAGUUAAUAGCCUUCAAUUCAGAAGUAAAUUCAGCAUGGCUUUCUCUCUAGUGAGCAUGCUAGAAUUGCAAACUUAAUUAUGGAUAUUCUGUCCCCUCCCUUCUUCUAUGAUUUCCUCCUGGCAUUGUGGGGUCAUUGGGUUGGGCUUAGGCUCCUCCACUGAUAAUGAAAACAGGAGGAAAAAACUCUUUGGGACAGUCACUUUCACUAGUGCCCCCAUUUUCUCUACUUCUACCAGGCUGUUAUUUUUCUUCUUUUACCUUUUGUCACCAUUUUCUUAGAGAACGUGCCCCCCCCUCCUUUAAUCGGCUGCCUCACACCCUUUCCUACUCUCCUUUUUGUGGCUUUCUGUACCUUUUCAGAAAUACAAAAACCUGAAAAUUUUAUCUCCACUUUACUAUCAUCCUUCCUUCUGACUGCUCUUUCUCAGACAGGGACAUUAAUAAAGCCAUUGAGCACCCGAUUACUUUUCAACUUCACGCCACGUGAUAUUCGUGGGCUGUGGCAUUCCAGCCCAGCGUUGCUGACUGGGCCAAUUUUAUGCUGUUUGGAGAGGAUGCCCUCAAGGAUAUCCUGAUCAAACUAAAGAUAAGUGGAAGGUGCUGGUGACGCAAAGAUACUGGUGACAACCAAUCUUCCAACCAGUCCUUUCAGAACUACCUUUCCCCGGGGCAAGGAAGAAACUACAGACAGAAGUCCUCCUGGAACAGCAGUGAUAGCCACCCAGGCAGCAGAACACAAGAUAUCUCCCUCCAACACCUACAGAAAUAAUCACCAGCAGAACCAAUGAUGCUACUCUGCCCCAAGUCAGGGAUCAUCUACAAGCCUUCUUCAACUCUUGGUGUCAGAUUACUACAGACCACUGGAUUCUCAAUACUAUAUCACAUGGAUACAUGAUAGAGCAUCUGGCACCCCUAAACUGGUUCCUCCCAUCCCUGAUCCUCCAACAGUCCAGUCAAAUAACAGGUGAUAUGUAAUUGUGUAUAGCAUUGUCUCAACAUGUCAGCUAUCGAACCAGUCCCCCUGAGAGGAAUUAUUCUAUGACAUAUACUUAAUAUUAUCUGUAGUGCCAUGGCCAGAUCAUUUCCUGAUGCAACUGGACUUCUCUGUGACCCUUCCCCUCUGCAGGGAUGUAGGACCAAUUUGAAUGAUUUGCCACCACCACUUAAUGGAUCCAAAUAGCUUCCAGAGAGUGGUAGAGACAUCUUAUCCCAUGUUGAUGGCUUCUCCACUGGAAUGCAGAGUUAAGCAGGGCUAUCGACCGUCUGGCUCCAAAGCACCCUCUCUAAUUGCAUGCAAGAAUUCUGCAGUGGUUUCUUGUACUCCACCAGUGGGCCAUCACACACAUUCUACAUCACCACAUCAAAAUGCCACCAAAAGUGUGGGUAGUGAUGAAGUGGGCAUCUAGCAGAAACUUGCAGAAGGGCACAUCUUUUCAUGACCCUUACCUCAUAGUGGUCACCACAGAUGUCAGCCUCUACAUUUGGGGUCUCACUGUGAGGGACAGAUAAUCCAUGCCCAAAAGUCUCCAGAGGAAGCUGAACACUCGGCUGGAGCAGCCCACCUGGCUCUGAUGCACUUUUCUCCACACACAUCAAACGUGCUCCUACGCAUGGGCAACUCCAACUUGAAAUCCUGCCUCAACAAGCAGGGGAUCACCAAAUCCUGGGAUCUCCCAGUUGAAAUGUUCCACCUCAUACAGUGACCGAAACAUCACCUCCUCAGCCUCACAUUGGAACACAUAUCCAGAUAGGCUGGAAUCUCUUGUUUUCCAGCACAGUAUUUUCCACCAUCUUAUGUUCUCGCUUAACCAUCCACUCUAAGAAUAUACAAAGCCACAUGGAAGAUCUUCCUGAAGCAAUGCAAAGCAAUGGUACUGGAUCUUUUUGCAUUCCUCCAAAAUGGCCUCAGCAAAAGUCUAAAACGCAACACUCUGAUGAAACAUCAGGCGGCAGCUGUUUCUUCCUCAAACACACCACCUCUUCCAGCUCUCACCCCCUAAUGAAAUGCUUCCCACAAGGAACAAUCCUACAGUGUUCCCCAGAUGCCCACCACUUCCCUUCCUGGGACCUUCACAAAGUGCUGUCCACCCUUCAGAAACUUCCAUUUGAGCCCCGGAAGGAAGUACUUCUCAAAGUCUUACAUUGAAAGGUCUUACAGUGGAACCUCGGGCUACAGACGCUUCAGGUUACAGACUCCGUUAACCCAGAAAUAGUACCUUGGGUUAAGAACUUUACUUCAGGAUGAGAACAGAAAUUGCGCGGCAGCGGCCUGGUGGCAGCGGGAGGGCCCAUUAGCUAAAGUGGUACCUCAGGUUAAGAACCGUUUCAGGUUAAGAACGGACCUCCGGAACGAAUUAAGUUCUUAACCUGAGGUAACACUGUAUUUCUAAUAGCAAUAUCUUCGGCUUGAUGGGUCUCUGAAUUGGUCACCCUGUCUAUAGCUAGACAUCUCUGUAUCUUCAACAAGCGCAAAGUGGUUCUUAGAAAGAACCCCUCCUUUCUCCCCAAGGUACUUUCCAGCUUCCCUAUUCAGCAGGAACUUGAUCCUUUCCACCUUCUGCCCCAACCCCUCUCACCUAUUAGAGAAGACAUGGCACUCAUUUGAUGUCCAGUGAGCUCUUAAAGCGUAUAUUACCAGGACUGAAGAGAUUGGACAGUCAGAAACCCUGUUCAUUUCCUUCCACCCUAACUCACUGGGCAAAAAGGUUAACCCUUCCACCUUAUCUAGGUAGGACCUCUAUAGCCUACAACUUGGUGAAUCGUAUCUCGCCCUACAAAUUUGACUGCCCACUCUACCAGGGUUGAGUCCCCCUAGUGAACAUUUGUAAGACAGCCACAUGGGUAUCUCCCAGUGCAUUCACGAUGCAUUACAAGAUGGGAAUUUGUGUCUCCAUUGAAGCUGCCUUUGGCUGCAGUACCCUACAACAGGCUUUCCACAUUCAUUUGUCCUUUCAGCUGGGAUGUGCCUGAUUGGGUACACUUUGGUAUGUUCCAACGCAGUGAUCGCACGAUGCUAGGAGGAAACAGUACAACUGGUACUCUCCCAAAGUAGAUUUCAACUGGCAUUGUGGGGUCACUGGGGCUUUCCAUAAUAUGGGACGCAAUAUCUUCUACCUGACGGCAUUUUAGCCACCUUGUUUACUUUGGGAACAUGGGCACCUUUGUGUUGCUUUCCUUACGCUGAUACAAGACUCUGAUGAUUGUUCAAGCUUGGUGAGUUCACAAACUGAUUGGGAGCCAUCCAUGUCCCAAAGGGUUUUUCCUUCUUCCUUUGUCAUCAGGAGAGGGGCCAAAGCCCAACCCUAUGACCCCCAUGCUGCUAGUCAAAAUCUACCCUUUGGGUGAAUAUUGCUUGUACUUUUUAGGAAGGACGUGAUUGAAUAGAAUGUAAAAUUAUCCUAGUUUGCUCAUAAAUGACAAUCAUUUCUUUAAGCAUCAUUAUGACAAUUGUUUUUUGGAUGAAGCAGUUAUUUUAAUUCUCUGUUAUUUGAAAUUAAUGACAAUGAAGGUUUUAAUGCUAGUCAUCUGGCACUGGUCAUUAUUAUUUUAUUGCUGUUGACCCAAAUGUAAAUUUUAGAGAUUCUGCUUGUAGGUUUUAACUAUUCUAGGGUAAAUAGAAGACCAUGUUGAGUUACAUUUUAAAGAUGAUAAAUAGAACAUUUUUACUGAGUUGGAUUAUGCAGUGCUUAAGAACACCUCCCAUACAAACAACAACAGAAUGCUUGUGCCAUUGUAAACUUUGAUGUGACCAGGAAUAGUGCCUUGAUACCUCUGAACUAUGGUAAAGCAAUCUCUCAUCGAACAUCAGGUGGCAUCUAACUGUUUAUGCAAACUUUGCAGAUGCUCUUCCAUCGCUUGUUGCAAAUUGAACUUUUGACUUUCUUAAAUGGUUACAGCUGUUUUGUAAAUCUCCUUUUUGAAGUCUGAAAUCCUUCAUUUGUUUUUUAGCCCACAAAAACUGUAAGAAGAGCUUAAAGAAAAGCAUUUAUCAUUAUAAGAAAAGUAAAGCAAUAUAUAUUUGUUCUUGUUUUCUUUCACCUGAGCAUCUUAUGACUUAAAUUGCAUAAGGUCUGAAUUCUAUUCCAGGUGCCCUUCACAAUGACUGUUACAUACUUGCAUAUUUAUUUGCUUGCAGUGAGACCAAACUUUGAGGAUGCUGGAACCGUAGCAGCAGGAAGGAAGCAUGAAUUUAUACGCUCUGAGAGCGAGAACUGGCGCAUCUUCAGGGAAGAGCAAAAUGGUGAAGAUGAUGAUGGAGGUUGGCGGCUGGCUGGUUCGCGAAGGGAUGGUGAGAGAUGGCGCCCUCAUAGUCCAGGUGAGAGGAAGUAUGGAAAAGUGCAGCACAGUCUGGUCAGAGGCAGCAAGCUAGCAAUGUCUGGAAGGAAAAGGUCCUAAAACAAUAUUUGAAAGGCUUGUUCUAUGAUGGCAAAAUCGUUUUUAGUUUUUUUAAUGGGUUGUUUUGUUUAACCCACUAUUUCCAGAACGUCUAGAAAAAAGCAGCUCUUCUUACCUGCUCUGAUUUCUUUUCCGCCAAAUGUAGCUUCCUUUACUGAUCACUCUGAAUCAUGAGGCUGAAGUUCUGUCAUAUGCUUCCAGCUACUUGUAUAGAAGUGGAAAAACUGUUUGUCAUGGAGAAUACAGCAUUGUGUGUCUUCCUGACGUCAGACAUAACUGAUAAAUGCACAAUAAAGCAGCAGUGUGUCUAACUUUGACAGUAUUGAAACAGCUGAACCAGCACCACAUGAUCAGAUGUGAAGAUUUUACUUAGGGACAAGUACUUGCAGUUCAUUUAGUAUUUUCUUGUUUAGCAUAUGAAGAACCACAAGCUAAUAAAAUUUUUGUUCUCAAUAAGUCCAUCUGUCUUUUGACAGAAGUCCCGAGGCUGAAAUAUCAUUGGAUAAUUUCUGCUACUUUAAAGGAAGUGUAGAGAAACGCCACAUUGUGUAGAAUACUGAGGGUUUUUCUGUAGUUGCUCUUUAAUUUAGAUAUAGCUGUUUUAGGAUAACACUUACUCAUUGUCAUUUGUGUAAUGGAAUAUUCUCGAUCAAAGAGGUGGGCGUUGCAGUAGUCUCAGGUGGAAUCCAUUAUUGCAUGAACAGACUUCCACAUACAACAGGACUUUAUAUUUCUCUCCUCCCCCCCCCCCCAAAAAAAAAUCUGCUUGAGAGGCCUCCCUAUCUCAAAAGACUUCCCAAACUCCUGAUUUUGGAGAGCAUAUGGAAGACUUUUGGGGUUAGUGAGGAGAGGAAAAUGAAGUCACACAAAACAGUAUUGGGCUACAACCCUCAGUUCCUUACUGGUUGGUCAAAGUAUUGUUCUUUCUCUGUGUGUACAGAGAGAGGGAGGCUUUGAUUAAUUAAUUAAUUAAUUAAUUAAACAGCUUUUAAUCUUCUGUGCAACCCAAAAGACUCCCAGAGUGGCUUACAAAGUAAGUAAAACAGUCCCUGCCCUCAGAUUUGCCAUCUGAAAGGCAUGGCACACAAGGAAAACGGAAUACAGAGAGGAAGAGAAGAAAGCAAUCUCAGGCACCAGUUCUUAAAGGUUACGGUUCCUUUAAUUAUUGCUGGGAUGGAAACAGUACAGUUAGCCUGAUAGAAUGGCUGCUGUUAGAUGACAGCGGAGGGAGAGUCAAAGGCAGCUGGCCUCUCAGCAGAGGUAAUAGAGCAACCCUACUCCUCUCCUAUCCUUUUGCUCUGCAGGCUUGAUGCUCUAUCAGCUACAUCCAAGACUUCUGAUUCCAAUAGCCAUUUCUAUCAGGAUGACAAAUAGUAUCCUGUAUCUAGUAUAACCAAGUUAGCCAAAAUAAGUGGCUUAUGCCAAGCCACAUUUGAAGAUUCAAGAUUCACACCACGUUUCAAGCCCCAGUAUCACUCACACCAACUUGCUUGGAAAUGCUUCACCUCUCCCAGGUUGUAGAAAGGUGCAUCAACACCUGCUGGUGCCUGCCUGCCUCAUUCUCAUGCAGGCUUGGGCACAGUUGCACAGCCCUUAGAAACAAGCUUGUUGGCUACAAAUCCUUUCCCAGAAUUAUAGUGCUAGCAGGCCACUUCACCAUAGUGACAUACAAAACAAGGGCAGAUUAAAUAAAUAGAAUUAAUUACCACAGAUUACAAACUACACUCCAAACUCCAGAAAGGAGGAUUGUCAGCUAGCAGACAGAGGGUGAAGGCAAGCAGUUUUGAAGAUGCUUUAGGACUGAGGGAGUUAGUAGAAUAGAUGCUGCCAGUGACCUCAAAGAGAAGCAUAAAAAUAUGGUAAUCCCCAUAAAGUGGUACUUGUCUGGAUUCAUAGAACCGCAUAGAAUGGUCUUACUAGCAAAGGCUGCCCCCCUGUGGCUGAACAGAUUGUGAGGCUGCUAUUCAGAAAGAUUGUGAGGCUGCCCUGGGAUUAACUCAUAGUUAAAUUGUUUUUGUUCUUUUAAGCCCACUUGCAUGGAGUUGGGUUGUACAGUCCUUUAAAUUAAUAAUAUAGCUCAAAGUGACAGUGGUUUAAAGGGGAAAUAGUGAUAAUAUAUUUAUAAAAUGCGUGUUUCAAGGUGGACCAUAAGCUGUAGUGGCGUUCUGAAGUGCUGUCACUUUGUCCUCUCUUUUCCCUAUCCUCUUUUCCUCUAUCCCUUUCUCCUUCCAAACAAGUUCUUGCCCUAUGGGACUCUUUUGUAAAGUUACUUUCCCGCCCCCUUAGACGGCCCUCGUUCUGCAGGCUGGAGAGAACAGAUGGAGCGACGGCGAAGGUUUGAAUUUGACUUCCGAGACCGGGAUGAUGAGCGGGGUUAUCGAAGAGUGCGAUGUGGCAGUGGCAGUAUGGAUGAUGAUAGGGAUAGCCUUCCUGAAUGGUGCUUAGAAGAUGCAGAAGAAGAAAUGGGGACUUUUGACUCAUCUGGGGCAUUCCUCUCCUUAAAAGUGAGAAACUUUCUGUGAACUUGUCAUAAUCUUAACGGUAUUAUUUAUAACCAGUAGUAUAAAGUUUGUUGUUUGCAUGUGUGUUUUCCUUAGAAGGUUCAAAAGGAACCAAUUCCUGAGGAACAGGAAAUGGAUUUCCGUCCUGUAGAGGAAGGGGAAGACAGGUCUGAUUCAGAAGGAAGUCACAAUGAAGAAGCCAAAGAAGUAGAUAAGACACAUGGAAGGGAAAGUGUUAAGUCGGAGCAUACAGCAGCAGCAGGUAAGAAGGAUUUCUCAAGUCUAUCCUUUAAAUUUUGCUUCCACCUUCCAGCUCAGUUAAAUAAAGUUACCAAUCAUUUCAGAAGUAACAGAAGAAACAGUCAAAGAAUCUUCACCAUCCACCAGGUCAGGUACUCCACCAAAAUCCCAGUCACAGGAGCCAUUACCUACAAGCCUGCUUGAAAGAAGGGAAGACUGUGUUCCAGAAGUAAUAGAAAAAAGAGAAGAUAAAGAAAACCAAAUGGAGGAUAUCCCAUCAGCCAAAGUGCCCAACAGAGAAGGUAAUCAUAUUUCAGGUUUGGCAUAAUGUAUAUGCAAAGUAUGCAAAUAAAUAAAUAAAUAAAUAAAUAAAAGACUGUCGUGACAAAGCAAGGUGGAAAGGAUGAACUGAGCAUUCAGCAUUGUUGAAAGCAUGCCAUCUUGCUUAUUGUCUGAUUAUACAUUUUAUCACAUAAUAACAGUUCUGGUAGAAAGAAGGGCCUUUAAAGGAAUUUAAUGUCCAUUCUUCCCCACCCCCAGAUCCAAUUUCUGCUGUCCAGCCUUUACCACAGAUUUCUCCAGAUGCAGCUUCCCUUGUUCAUCUUCCUCCUCCAGAGUCAAAUCCAAUUCCUGCCUUAAGGCCUGUUCAGACAUCAGUCACAGCUGCUCCAGGGAUGGGUAAUAUUCCUGCUGACCCUGAUGACGAAGAGGGCCUCAAACAUUUAGAACAGGUAGAGCAUCUUCGUGAAUUCUGGUUUGUUUGUUUUUUGUUGCUGUGCUUCAAAGGCUGAAAGAAAACAUUAUUUUGUAUACUUACCUUGUAAAUGCAGCUACCUGAUUCAGGUGAUUGUGGGUGAAAGCUUUGGGAUUUAGACCGGUUGCUGAGAAUAUCAUAGCAAUAGCCUUUACAAGUCAGCAGUGCUUAUGCACCCAAGGUGGAGCCAGGAGUUCAAGAUGCAACCUAGAGCUAAUGUACCUAGUCAACUGUAGACUAGCACACCCCUCACAUAGACCAACAGUUGGCAACUGCAGAGGAAAACUAGUUUUGGGCAGGACUGGCAACUAAUUGCUUUUACAAUGUUUUCCUGCAACUGAUCAUGAAAAUGGGCAAAACUAUAUUGAUGUAUUAAUGGGCAAAAAUGAAACAUAUUUUGUAGUUUGACAAUACUUCAGAUAAUCAACUUAAUUUUCAUUAAAACAGUUUCAACCUGUAUGUUCCUGCCAUCUCCUCCUCAAAAAAAAUUGGAAAAUUAAUAUUUUUGUUAAUUAAAGAAGGGGAAUUCCUAUUUUCUAAAAUAAAGUUUAAUCUAUCUUGUAUAUUUGUCUGGUAUGCAACUCCAGUAGGUUAACUUUCUGAGUACUAAGUGAAUCAAGUUGAAAAAUGGACACACACACCCCGACAUUAAUAUAAAUAGAUAAUCACCUGACUUCAUUCAUGAGCAUUGUGACAGAAUGCGUGUACGCAGUAGAGAAUAUGAGAGUCGCCUCAUGCUGCUGAUACUCAAGUACAAAAUAUACACACACUGUAUUCCCCCCUUCAAAAUACACAUGAACAGAGGGCCAAUCCUUUUGCAUGUCAGUCACAUAUGUUUUAAGGGUAUAGCAUUGAUAUGUACACAUGAUCAUCUUCAGAGCCCUUCCCUGUCUGCUGAUUUUAUAUAGGAGCCCCUCAGUGUAAAAAUGGCAGAUAAAAAAUGAGUGAAAAUGCAGACUGAAAAAGACUCUGAACAUAGAUUCUGAAGAUGACUCCAGAAACAAUUCUUCGUUUUCCAGUAGUUUGAAUGUUGCUUAAACAUGUUGCAAGAAACUUGAAUUUCUAAAGACCAAUAAUUUCUUGUAAAAUUCCAACCACGAUGUAUACAGACAUCAUCGUUACAAUUAUUACAAUUAACCUGUUAACCACCUUCUCAAGGUGAUUUACACUUAAAUAAUGAAAAGCAGUUAAACACAAAAGCAACAGAGACAUUUCAAACAAGACUAAAACCCCAACAAGCAGACACUUGUGAUAAAGACUCAUUUAUCAAUCUGGGAAAGCCUGUUGGAACGAAAAUAUCCUCAGCUGUUUCCGGAAGCUGACCAUCCUUGCUGCUUACCAGAUAAUAAGACUUGCUUCCCGGCAAGCAGUUCCACCAAGCUUUAUUAUCUUUUUGCAUAAUUAUUUAAACUUACUUUUUCAUUCCUUUGUAUCUGAGUCCACCAACCAUGAUGGUAUUAUUCAUAAGGCUUUCUGCUGAAUUUCACCUUAUUCCACUGACGGUGUGUAACCUGGCAGUAGUAACCUCAGUCGUUCUUAAUGUCUCCCCCCCGCCCUUGCUGCAGCAAGCAGAAAAAAUGGUGGCAUAUUUGCAAGACAGUGCCCUGGAUGAUGAAAGGCUAGCAGCCAAACUUCAGGAGCAGAGAGUAAAGGGUACUUCAGUACCAUUACUCCAUGAGGCCAUGCAAAAGUGGUUCUACAAAGAUCCACAGGGAGAAAUUCAGGGUAAGCUUUCAUCCUUACCGCUUUUUAUUUCUAUUUCACUGGAAUGUUGUUGUUUUUUAGUUAUAUGUGCACUAAAAAAGGGUGAGACAUAAAUAAAAGAAAAAGAAACACCACCCAUGUAGAAGGCAAAGUAAAGGGGGGGAGGGAGAGAAAUCCCUGUAUACUGUAUACUUUACAAAGUUGUUAUUGCACUCCAUCAGAUAUUAACCUACUGUAUUACAGUAUUUGUAAGAAUGGAUUCCAAAUAUCAUUGAAUCUGUCCAUGGCAAGUCAGCGUUUAUAUGCAAGUUGUUCAUAUGUUGUGAGUUUGUAUAAGUCUUCCAUCCAAUCGUAGAAGGGAGCCGCAUUUUUAUUUUUCUAAUUCAUCAGUCUUAGUCUUUUUGCUGUGGUAAGGGCAUGGAGAAUCCACUCAUAUUGUCCCUUUGUAAGGUUCUGUGUGCUGGGUAUAUAAUUCAAAGGGAUAUUUUGCUCUGUAAAUGUAAGAUUGUUCCAUAUAGUUCUGUUGAUAGUUUCAGUUACCUUCUGUCAAAAAUCUUUCAGAAUAGGACAAUGAAAAAACAUGUUUUAGAGAAGCAUUAUCCCUGUUGCAUCUCCAACAGUUAGAUACCUUAGAUAGCCCUUUUUUAAACAAACGUAAUGGGGUCCAGUAUAUUCUAAAUAUUAUUUUUUGUUUUUUGAGCCUCAGUUUAAGGUCCAGAGACACCCUUGUUAUAGCACUUAACACAGAUUCCCACUCUGGGGUCGAAGUUGAGAUCUCUAAUUCUUUUUUCCAUUUCUCCCUCAGUACCUGUAUAUCAAAUUGGUUUGCUAGUGACAUAUAUUUAUAUAUGUUGAUGGCCGGGUUUUUUGUUGUGUAAGAAUUAAUCACUUGCUUCAAUAUCUCUGGGGUCUCUCUGGCUGUAAAAGCUGCUGGUCCGUAGAUGGUGGUUAGCAAGUUUUUUAUCUGGAGAUAUUGCCAUUGAGCAUUUGUAGGUACCGUAUUUUUUGCUCUAUAACACGCUCCCAACCAUAACACGCACAUAGUUUUGAGGUGAGGAAAACAAGAAAAAAAAAAUUCUAAACGAACAGUGGAUGUAUGAUUUUUGUGGUUCAUGCUAUGGCCACAGACAUGUGAUCUGACGGUGAGUUUGGGGUAGCCCAAUGCAAAAAUCCUGAGGAUCCAUGUGGAUCCGUGCUUUGUAACCACGUUUUUGCACCACUGCUGCCCCAGGCAACAGUGGGUGCAUGAUUUUUUGGGUGCAAGCUGUAGCCAUGGACAUGCUAUGUGAUCUGAUGGUGAAUUUGGGGUGACCCAGUGCAAAAAUCCUGAGGAUCCAUGUGGAUCCAUGCUUUGUAACCACGUGAAUGAAGGAACUGUCAGUAAUGUAUGGUAUCUCCAAUACAGUGAUGAAGGAAGGGGGGGGGCUCACACUUGUCCUAGGCAAAGCAGCCAACUCCUAUAGGCCUAGGUGCCUUCACCCCCCCAUUAAAUAUUUGAGGGAGUCAUCUUCCCCCCAUGCUGAUGGGCAUUGCCAUUCAUAUAAGGUACCAGUGUGCAUGCACUUUGUCUUGAGAUCAUUGCAGUCUGUGAGAUGGGGCUUACCUGUACCUGCCCCCCCUCCCAAUAUUUUAUUGAAGUUGGAAGAGGGAGGGAGGGAGGGAGGGAGGGAGGGAAGAGAGAUGGAGAGCUCACAUUUGUCCUAGGCAAAGCAGCCAACUCCUAUGGGCCUAGGUGCCUUCACCCCCCCAUUAAAUAUUUGAGGGAGUCAUCCCCCACCCCCCAUUGUGGUAUGUGAGUGGGGCUUACCUGGCUGUCCCCUCAAUACUUUUUGAAGUUGGAAGAGGGAGGGAGGGAGGGAAGGAAGAGAGAGGGGGAACUCACAUUUGUGCAGCUGCCUUGCCUCGAACCGGAGCAAAAAGAGGAGGAGGAGACUCAGGGACACGAGCCUUGUAAGCCGCUUUGUUUGAAUUUACUGGUGAGGUGCUGGGGGAGGGAUGGAAGGGGAUGCCCUCUUUGUCCCUCCUUCCGGCUCAUUGUAAAGAAAGCAGAGUAAGAGCCGCUUACAUUUGUGUAAGGGAGAGCCAUAGAGCAGGCAGACACUGAGAAAGAGAGGCUGUCUCCCUUUCCCCACCUUGGCUUUUACACGCUGCGCGCAGCUCUUGCCGGCUUCCGAGCGCCCACCUCGCCAAAAAGCCAUAGAGCAGGCAGACAGGAGGAAGAGAGGCUGUCUCCCUUUCCCCACCUUGGCUUUUACACGCUGCGUGCAGCUCUUGCCGGCUUCCGAGCUGCCUCCCUUCUCCCACCUCGCCAAAAAGCCAUAGAGCAGGCAGACAGGAGGAAGAGAGGCUGUCUCCCGACACUCAGCUGUUGCCGGCUUCUCAGCGAGCCAAGCGGAGGAAGAGAGGCUGCCGAACAGCCAGCAAGAGCGGCUCCUCCUGCCUGCAUUCGCUCCAUAACGCGCACACACAUUUCCCUUUACCUUUUAGGGGGAAAAAACUGAGUGUUAUGGUGCGAAAAGUACGGUAAUCUGUAUUUGUCUCUUAAGACAGAAUAUGUAUAAAAUUCAUCCUCUUCGUUUAUCAGCUGUUCGAACGUUAAUAUACCCAAAUUCAUCCACCUCUUCCAUACAACUAUUUCUUUCCCAAUUUUUAAAGAGAGGUUUCCCCACAAAGUCAUUUGUUGUGGAAGAAAAGGUCAAAUUUAUAUUUUCUGGACAUGUGAUGCCAUAUCAUUCGAACUAAUCUUAUUGUUUCAAUAGCAUCUUGAGUAUUAAUGUAUUUAGACCCAAGUGCUACCCAUCUUUCUAAAGGUGCUACAUAGGAAUAUUCCAAAGAAGCCCAAUUUGGACAGUUGUUUUUAGUUAUGGGUCUCCAGAAUUGUAUACCUGACAGUAAAUAUGCUUGGUGAUACAAUUCUAAGUCAGGGCUCCCAAAUCCUCCUCCUUUUAUUGGUAUUUCCAUUUUUUGCAUAGAUAUUCUUGUAACUGAAGAGCCCCAAAGGCAUUUUCUAAACAAAGAUUUAAUUUUAUGAAAGUAUUUGCUUGGUAUGUAAAUUGGAAUUCCUCUUAAGAUAUAAACUAGUCAGGUAUUAUGUUUAUUUUAUUUCACUGGAAUAUUAAGGGAAAUUACAAUACACUGCCUAUGUACUUAGGGUGGCAUCAGAAAAUGUCUAGCUCUGCAAGUAAGAUGAAGACACAUACAUAGAGCAGUCCCCCAGAUACCAGGCUCUAUAUGGGCUGUGACUGUUGGGUGCAACACUCAGUAGAGGUUUCACUCUUGUCUUCAUGGAUUUCAUCCCUUGAUGAUUUUGCAGGUCCAUUCAGUAACCAAGAGAUGACAGAGUGGUUCCAGGCCGGGUAUUUCACAAUGUCACUGUUGGUGAAAAGAGCAUGUGAUGAGAGCUUCCAGCCACUUGGAGACAUCAUGAAAAUGUGGGGCAGGGUUCCUUUCACUCCCGGUCCAGCACCACCUCUGCAUUUGGUAAAUAUGACAAUGUGUAAAACAGUUAACAUUAAAUUAGAAAGUUAAGCGAUGCCAGUUUUAGGGUUUUGUGUGCUUUUGUGCUACCAGGCACAGAGCAGCAAUGACCUUUAGAGAGACUGUCUGUAUGUUGAACAUAUACUCUGAGCCGCAAUACAAUGGGCUUUCCAUACAGGAAGGCAAAAGUGCUUACUGUACCUAGCAGUGAAAUAGCAAAAGCCCUCAUUGCUACUCGUUCACUUACCUAAAAGCCUUUGAAUGCUGCUUCAGUUGGAUCUGGCUGAACUGCUUUCUAUGCAUAGCAAAUUGCAGAAGGAAAUUAAGCCACAAUCAGUAAAAGGUAGCUCCUACUGAGGCCCCUGACCCUUACUCCUUUUUCCAAGCAUGUUACUAGUUGUGGCCCUCCUGACUUGUUGGUGUAGUCCAAAGGUAAACCUGAAACGAUCUUUGAAUCAGAUUUGUCCUUGAACCAAUUCUGCUUAGCAGCGAGAAUUCUCCCCAGCAACAGGUGUCUUUAUCUAGGCAUGUCUGGGGGAAGAGAGAUUCAGUGUCUGCCUUUGUCUAUAAGAGUCUCUGAACCUGUCUCUCUAGCUGAAUUGCUGCAGGGAGCAGAGAGAAUUGAAAUCUCUGUAUAUUGUUCUGUUUUAUUUAUGUAGACCAGUAGUGAUAUAAAGUUAUGCAACUUGUAAUAUAAAUAAAUAUUUGAAGAAGAACUGAAUGGGUGAGGUGUUUAUUCCUUCACGGGCAUUCACCGAUAGAGAGCUGGACUGCUGCCGCUGUGAAGACACAGGAAGACUUUCUGGGUAACUCUGCUGUGAGACAGUAAAAGGAACCCCAAAGGAUUGGAGCACACACACUAACAAGCCUGCCUUGCUUCUGCCGCUGUGGCUUGAUUUAGCAUGUGGCACACAGCUUCUCCCUCUUUCUUCAUAACUGGGAGAGGUGAAGUAGGAAAGCAUAGGGCCUUCCUCGAGGUAGAGGAGCAUGUAUCUUAUGCACUGGGGAUAUUUGCUCCAGUUUCCUUUGCCAAGGAAUGGUCCCUAGACACAGUUUAACUAUAUACACCCCUUUAUUUUCCACUUCACACAAUCCUUUAUACCUUUUUACUAAACACAGCAAUCUGUAAAAAUGUUGUUCCAUUUAAUAACUUUUAAUAUAAACGGUAUUUCAUAAUCAUAAUGUUGUAGGUCACUGUAAUCAGAGUUGUGCAUAUGCUCGUGAAUCCUAACAUUUGAUGCAAGUUCAGCUAUCGAUUUGUUUACAACCACAGGGUGAGUUGGACCAGGAACGACUGACUAGACAACAGGAACUCACAGCCAUGUACCAAAUGCAGCACCUCCAGUACCAGCAAUUUUUGUUACAGUAAGUUUAUAUCAGGGGUGGCUAACCUUUGGCCCUCCAGAUGUUGGACUAUAAUUCCCUUCAUCCCUGAUCAUUGCACAUGCUGACUGGGGUUGAUGGAACAGCACCUGGAGCACCACAGGUUAGCAUCCCCUGGUCUAUAGAAAUAUUUGUCAAUGGCCAUUUUGCUUUGUUUAAAUGAUCUAGAGCAGGGUAGUCCAAUUUUUCAUACUAAGUGGGCUGUACAUGGCAGCUCUUCCUUCUCCUCACUGCCCAGCCACAUACCUCCCCCUGGGUGGUGAGAGGAGGAGGAGGAACAACACCCACUGCUGCUGCCACCCACUCCAUCCAAAGUCCUCUGUCCCUGCUGAUGGCAUAUACCCCUGUCACCUAGCAGAAGGAGGAACCAUUAUGAGACAACUGAAACUAUCCAGCAGCAAUUCCGCCAGCUCACUUAUUGUUGCUGCUCCUUAUCUACAGCAUCAGUCUGCUUACCUAGAGUCUCCCUCAGGGUAACAAGGAAGAGGAGUAAGUAGGCUCACAAAAUUUAUCCUAGAUAGUUUGGUUUGUCUUGCGUCAUCCUGCUAGUAUAGGGCACAUGCUGCCCGUGAUGGUCAGGACAGGGAGUGAGCAAGAAAGUGUGAGGAACAGUGGGAAAGUGGUGGCUAUGACAAAGAUGAGCUUUGGCAGAUGGUGGCAGCUCUUGAUUCAAGUUGCUCUUUGUCACAGUUACCCAACAUCAGUCAUUACUUUCUGGUUCUGUGGACAGCAGUAUGUCUACUGCAAGUAGGUGGGCUAGGAGUUGAGAAUAUAGGGUCUUGUUUUUUUGUAGGUCAGGGCUAGCCAACCUGGUGCUGGAUUACCACUCUCAUCAUCCCUGGCCAUUGGCCAUGCUGGCUGAACUGGUGGGAGUUGUGGUCCACAGUAUCCAGGGUAGAGGGCUUCCAUUUUGGUGUUCCUCUGUUAAUAGCCUAUUUGGUUUCUAUUCUGGGCACAGCCUGCCUGUAACUCCUGGUUGCUUAAGUCUGCCAGCCUAGUUCUUAAAUAAAAGGCUUGGAACCUGAGUUCUCUUCUGCUGGCAGGAGUUUUUCAUGAGCAGACUUGCUCAUGGGAUGCUCCUGCCAGUGGAAGGGAGAAAGUGACAUUCACUUAUUUCCCCUUCCCCCUCCUUUCCCAUGUGUCCCCUGGAGGGCUUGUGGGGUAGAGAGAGUUGGCUCCAGUAAACUCCUUUUCCACCAUCAUGAUCCUCCAUUCAGUGAAAACUUUCCAUGGAAAGGGGGAAUCCUAUACGACAAAGGGAUAGUUAGAAUCCAAUCUAUAAUUUAGGUAAAUGUUGUGUGUCGCUGUUUUGAAUAGCCACUUCAAAUGACAGUUUUAAAAUUUCUUAUUCUUGGUGGGUGGGUGCUGGUUUGACCUGAUGUGUUUGAAUGUCAGUUGUGGUAUGAACUAGCAGCUCUUUUCUCUUCUGGGUUUUAUAGUCAUUCUGUAACUAAGUAGAGUAAACUUUUCCCCAUUCUCUUUUCCAGACAACAGUAUGCCCAGGUAAUGGCACAGCAGCAAAAAGCAGCUCUCUCAUCACAGCAGCAGCAGCAGCUGGCUCUCCUUUUGCAACAGUUCCAGGCACUUAAAAUGAGGUAAGAAUGCAAGUUUCAGGGCCAUUUCACACAUUAUGCAGUAGUAAAUCCAGUACUUUGAAAGUAAACUUCAGGCCACCAUGAAUGGUUUCCUGAGAACAUGUCUUUGGAAAUGUUGGCAUGCACAUAACUGUCAUGUUCAUACUUCACAUUAUCAAAAGGUUAUGUAAUAUAACACUGAAUAUAAUGUAUAAAGUGGCACUAUAGAGUCUACUCAUGAUAGUGGUUGUUGAAUAUAUAGCACUCUGUUCAUGCCUGUUCAAAAUUGCUUCAAGUCAGUGUUACUAAGACUGUGAAAUAGAUCUGUUGUCACUUUGUCUGUUUAUGUUGGUUGUAUUUGUCAUCAUCUCAUAUUUGUUUUCAUUGAAGCCUAUUCUGUUAAUUGACCAGAGAAAAAAAUUUCAUUCAAAUUCUGGUCAGCAUUAAAGAACAGUUUUGUGCAUCUCAAGAGUUCUGGAUUUUGCUCAGCAGUGUUGGAAUUGUCAGGAAGUUAUGCCCUAAUAUCACUUUAAUACUGGUUCUGAAGAAGACGGAGAAAAAAGAGAAGCAUUGUAUUUUAAAAUAAAAAGAAAACACCCCUGUGACCUCUAAGUAGAACUAGCUUUUUGAUGUAGCAUGUUGAAUCUUCCUCUUUAUAUUCCAGGAAAGCUGAGCAGAACAUGGUGACACCUGUAACAAGGUCUGUGUCAGUGCCAGACACUGGCUCAAUUUGGGAGCUUCAGUCAGCAGCCCCACAAGCUACAGGUAUGAAACAGUGUUUUGAUAUUGACUACAUUCAGACACAAAACAAACUGCCCUGAAAUGACAUCCAAAUGAAUGUCGCUUACAAACCACGGUUUGUGAAUAAUUGCCAAAACAGGAUCUGAAACUACAUCUUGAGAAAACUAUGGUUGGCUCCUGGAUCAAAGCCCACAAACCAUGAUUUGGGAUGCUGCCAUUUUGAGAGGUACAGAUAAAAGUAUAAAGCAGAUAAAAGACGAAAGCUGUAUCUUAGAGGCCCUCAUUGGUGGUCUCUUCAUUCUCAUUCUUUCUGUCAGCAGCCUCGUUUCUACCUCCUUAAUUUAUGCCUAGCUACACAUCCUUAGCAGGCUUCCUCCCCCUCUACUUCCUAAAAAAGGAAAAACCAAAGGUACACAAAAGAGGUCUUUAACCGUCUUAACGAUCAAAACAUAUAGUGCAUGUGAUAUUUUUUAAUUACCAGUGAAUUUGCCUGGGUGCACAGAAUUGCUAGCUUCUUGGCUCUGUGGUCUCCUAAUUUAAAUAUUAAUUAAUAGCCUACAUUUCCCCCCUUUUUGCAGUCUGGGAAGGAAGCAGUGUCUGGGAUCUCCCAAUCGACACUACAGCUCAGGGACCAGCUCUAGAACAGUUACAGCAGCUUGAAAAAGCCAAAACUGCUAAGGUAAGAAACAGUAGAAACCAUUCCAGUUGCAGCUUUUCAUUUCAUUUCAUUUGUUUUCUGAGUAACUGUGACAUUCCUUAUACUGAUUUAGUGUAAUUGCCUUAUACUGUACUGAUUUAGUGUAAUUGGGACACAACUUACUAAUUCUUAAUUGGGCUUUUUAAAAAAAAAAAACAAGGACACAGUUUAGGGAAGACCAAUCAAACUGGUAGUUGUAGAAGAGGACGCUGAUGGGAGUGAUUGUAACUAGCAGGAAUAAUGUGCUAGUUGAAGAGGUCUUUACUUCUAAUGUUACUUCUUUAAUUCAGCUAGAGCAGGAGAGGAGAGAAGCAGAACUGAGGGCCAAAAGAGAAGAAGAAGAGCGGAAAAGACAGGAGGAGCUACGGAGGCAGCAGGAAGAGCUAAUCAGGAGACAAGAAGAAGAAAGAAAAAGAAGAGAAGAGGAGGAGCUGGCACGCAGAAAGCAGGUGACAUCUCAAAUACAUAAAUUACUUUUUCAGUAUCUUUAAGAGAACACAUUUUCUCAUUUCCUGUGAAGGAAGUUGGAUAAGUUUUUUUCCUGUUCCUUCCACCUUUUAAGUCCAAAGUGUGUUCAGUUUUCAGCUCAAUCAUACAUGUUUAUUUUUUGGAAGCCACCCUGGGGAUUUAUUUGAAGGAUGUGCAGAAAUUGCCCAUAAUAAAGAAAAUACAUAAAUAAAUAAGAAUUUUAUUUAGGACAGGUGGGGGAAGUAUGGUCUAUGUUAUGUUCCAGGAGCUCUUCCUCAUAGAAGCGUAGAGUUGGAAGGGACCCAAGGGUCAUCUAGUCUAACCCCUGCAAUGCAGGACAUGACACCCCCCCAAGCCUUACAUCCCAGGAAGAGAGCCGGUAAAGGGGCCUCUUGCCAUUGAAACAACUCCAUGGGGCUGCAUUCUUCAGCACCAUCCCCUGGCUACUGCCAAGGGCAAGGCUUAUCAAAAGCCUGUUUUUCCCUUGAAGGGACCCUAUUACUUCUAAGUUGCCUACAUCAACAGGAGGCAGAUUGCCACUUUUUGUGUUAGAACACUUUUGUGACUCGGGGGAGACACCUGGGAAAAGACUGUUUAAGGACUCUCUCUGUUUAUCUUUAGCAACCAAGCACAUGUCUACUCUAGGCUUAUGGCCUGAUGAACAGCCUCCAGAGCAAGAACACACAUCACCAGCAGCCCCAGUCUUGCCUUCCAGGAAGGCAGAAGUAUUCUUGGGGUGGGAUGUUAAUUUGGGGGAGCACUAAAUUGAAUUUGGAGCACCUGGGUGAUAAUUUCAGGAAAAGGGAAAUUUGAUGUUGGGUAAUCUCUGGGUAGGGUAUUAAUUUGGAGAGCAGAAAGAAAGAGUAAGAAAAGAGGAUGGCCCUGCCCACUGCUGACUUGCACCUCCAAAGUGAAGUCAGCCCCUGUCCCUACGCAUUCCCAACUGCUGUCAUUUAAAAGACCUCUGGCUUCAGGUCAGAAUCAGAGCAGCCAGGUCAGGGGACCCUUACUAUCCAGCAUACCAUAAAUAGGAAUUUAAAUGCAGAUCCACACUUUUAGCUAAUUUCAUUCUUUUUAUUUCUGUGUGCAGGAAGAAGCCCUAAGGCGGCAGAGGGAACAAGAAAUUGCACUAAGGCGGCAGCGGGAAGAGGAAGAACGGCAACAACAAGAGGAAGCACGUAGAAGACUGGAAGAGAGGAGAAGAGAAGAGGAAGAAAGACUACAGCGAGAAGAGUUGCUUCGUAAACAGGUGAAAAGAAGGGAAAUCUUUUGCAGUUAAGACCUGCAAGAAUCAGAGGCUGGUUUGCACAUGUAUGCUCACUUGUUGACUACAUCAAGUGAUAUUGCAUAAGUGGAUGAGCCAUUAUUAGCUCAAACAGUGCAGAGGGACCUUUCAUUUUGUUUAAGAUUCUACCAAUUCAAAACUGAUAAAUGGUCUUAAAGUUUUGGAUUUCUGAAACAAAGUCACACAAGGAGUGUAAUAAGAGCUUUCAUGGCUACUCUGGGGCAUUUUCUAAAGCUAUAUUUCAGCAAAUUGUUGUAUUCUAGCACAGGUUGCAUUCUUAGAAGCAAAGGAUUCUUUGCAAUCCUAUGUAUCUUGAAACAAACAAAAAGGAAGCAUUUUAAUCUAGGUUAGUCCACUUUAGAGACUCUGCAUAUUUUUUCUGUUCUGGGAAGGAAGAGGAGGCUGCCAAAUGGGCACGUGAAGAAGCAGAGGCAAAGCGUCAGCUAGAAGAAAACCGGCUGCGCAUGGAAGAAGAAGCAGCCCGACAGAGGCAUGAAGAGGAAGAACGAAAACGUAAAGAGCUGGAACUCCAACGCCAGAAAGAAAUUAUGAGGCAGAGGCAGCAGCAGCAGGAGGCUUUGCGCCGAUUGCAGCAGCAGCAACAGCAGCAGCAACUUGCACAGAUGAAGGUACUGAUUCUUCGUAAUGUUACUCUUUUUCUCAUUGCCACAAACCCACUCUCACAAGUUAUGCUCACAGCCCAAGCCAGCAGAGAAGCUCCUGUUAGCUGUGCUGAAAUUUACAUGACCAUUGCCAGAACCUGCCUUUUAACGCUCUUGGAAUUGGGCACCAGAAGCAGGAGAUGGGCAGCUCUAACUUCAAUCAGUGGCAUCCCAGUUUGUCCAGGUUAUCUCUUUACUGCUCAGUGUACCUCAUUGUACACUGCUUAGAUAUUACAGUGCUAAGUGAUAUUUAAGUUGUUGAAAUUAAUAAUAAAUACGGUAAUAACUAAAACAUGAAAGUAGUAUAGAUAUGCAAAUCUCUCUAAUUUACAGAAAAAUUAAGAUUUCCUUGACACAUAUCAUAAUUCCUGCCCCCCGCCCUGCUCAGGGUGUGCAUUUCUGUCCAUAGCUAUAGAUCUGAGAAAGUACAAUGAGGAGCAACUUGCCACCCUACCAAAAAUGUAUAUAGGUGCACAUAUCCUGAGUAAUGCCUCAUUUUUAAGCUAAACCCUUCCAGAGUGCUACCUGGAACUAUCCUUCACCAAGGAUAGCCUGACUACUGUAGUCCAUGUUGCAUUAUUGAGGCUGGAUUACAGUGGUACCUCGGGUUAAGUACUUAAUUCGUUCCGGAGGUCCAUUCUUAACCUGAAACUGUUCUUAACUUGAAGCACCACUUUAGCUAAUGUAGCCUCCUGCUUCUGCUGUGCCGCCGGAGCACAAUUUCUGUUCUCAUCCUGAAGAAGAGUUCUUAACCCGAGGUACUACAGUGGUGCCUCGCAAGACGAAAUUAAUCCGUUCCGCGAGUGUCUUCGUCUAGCGGUUUUUUCAUCUUGUGAAGCAACCCUAUUAGCAGUUUAGCAGAUUAGCGCUAUUAGCGGUUUAGCGGCUAUUAAAGGCUUAGCGGCUUAGCGGCUUAGAAAAAGGGGGGGGGGGAGCGAAAAAAAAUCUCAAGACUCGCAAGACAUUUUCGUCUUGCGAAGCAAGCCCAUAGGGAAAUUCGUCCUGCGAAGCAACUCAAAAACGGAAAACCCUUUCGUCUAGCGGGUUUUCCGUCUUGCGAGGCAUUCGUCUUGCGGGGCACCACUGUAUUUCUGGGUUAGUGGAGUCUGUAACCUGAAGCAUAUGUAACCUGAAGCGUAUGUAACCCAAGGUACCACUGUACUACAAUGCUCUCUAUGUGGGACUGCCCUUGGUUGUGCUCCAGAAGCUUCAGCUGGUAUAGAAUGCAGUGGCCAGACUGUUGGUGGGGGCACAUAGCCCACAACAUGUGACACCAUGGUUAAAACAUCUGCAUUAGCUGCCCAUCUACUACUGAGCCAGGUUUAAGGUCCUUUUGUUAAUUUAGAAGCCCCAAACAACUUAGGUCCGGGGUACCUUAGCAACUGCCUGAACUUUUAUAUCUCAGCUCAUUCACUCAGACCAUUAGCAGGAGUGUUGCUGGUUAUCCACUGAAUUGAAGACAACUCAGCUAUCAGUGACUUGACAUCAUAAUGGCACCAGAUGAUUUAAAGGUGGAUGCCUCUUGUCCCGCUGCCAGAGUUGACCAGCAGGGGUGGGGAAAAUAAUGUUCUGGUUCAUUGGGUAAAAAAGGUUCUCCGCUCCUGAUCUAGAGCAUAAAACUGGGAGUAGAGAAACCUGGAUUCAAAUCAUCACACUGUCAUGAAACUCACUGGAUAAACUUGGGCCACUCUAAUCUGUUUCACCAGGUAGGUGUGAAGAUAAAAUGAAGUCAGUACCAUGUACACAGGUCCUGGGAGGAUGAGCCGUAUAGAAAUGGAGGCUGAAGCUGUUGGUUUUGAAUGGCAUGGGUCUCUGCAUCAGACUUUUUAAAAUGCAUUUUUCAUGGUUUCUCCAUGCUACUACUGCCUUCUUCCCUCAGCUGUUUUCUUUGCUUCAUUUCCUUUCCUUUGAAUAAUUCCCAUUUCAUUCACAACACAGUCAGGUGCUUGAAUCUUACUAUUAUAUUGCUGUAGAAAUUAUGACUAUUGUUGGUAUUAUAAAGAUUAAUUGGAGGUUGGGUACACACCUGGCAGGAAAAGGUUGCAGUUCCACAGUACAAGGAGACAAAAUAAAGAUUGUGGCAUAUUAGCAGCUUUUGUGGCAGACAGUAACAACUGUUUGCAUGUUUUUGAGUGGCUGAUUCAGCAUAUAUCCUGAUGUAUUCAUUCUUUCCAUUAAGAAAAUUUAAGUGCUGUUUCUUGUAUGUCUUUCCUCCCAGCUCCCUUCUUCUUCAACAUGGGGUCAGCAAUCAAAUUCUAGGGCAUGUCAGUCCCAAACGACGUUAUCAUUAGCAGAAAUCCAGAAGCUUGAAGAAGAAAGAGAGCGGCAGCUUCGAGAAGAGGUAAAAUUCAUAGUUUGGUAAAGAGGCUUUAGGUUGCUGCUGAAAUAGAAUAGUCAAAUUUCCUUACCAUUACAUCGUUAUGAAAGACAUAUUCUUUCACCCAUUGUGAAAGAUAUAUUCAUCUGGUGACCUCCCACUACUUUCUGCCUUUAGACAGCCCAUGGCUUGCUCAUUUGUGUGCAGUUGUGGCUUGUCACUGCUAGGAGUCACUGUGACAAUUUCUAAACACUUAAUAAGCUUAACCCAAGAUACCUAGGAGGCUUUACACAGCUCAUUCUCAUCUCCCUUCAUGGAACACAGCAGUUAAACCUUGAAGUUGCCAAUUAAGCAUAGUUUCCUGUAUCAUCUGAGCUGGGAAACUACAGUUACCAGUUUUAGAACAAGGCAGGCUCUGAAGCCAACUUCAAAGCAUUGUUAAAAUCCUAGUUGGUUUUGAACCUAGUAACUGUGAUUUCCCAGUGAUGAAGUAGAAAUUGUGCUUAAUUGAAUAUUUUUUGAGUCUUAACUGCUGUGUGCUACAAAGGGAGAAGAAGGAGAGCAUAAGCAGGCAAAAAGCUUCCAUAUGUCUCAUUUUAAUAAACCCAAGUUAUAAUUGCCCAAAUAUUAUCAUAGUCUUAGAUUACCAAGACUGAAAGAGCAGAGAUUUUCAUAAGCUAGCCUUUUUCUUUUUUGCAAAUUUACCUGGUUUAAUGAUACAAUGUUAAAGACAUAGAAUCGUGGUUAAUAUAAAUGCUAAUUCUACUGAUUCUCGUUAAAUGUAAAGCCUAAAAUUAGAUUCGUUGCCCAUCUAGUUUUAGUUAGGAAUUUAAAAAUGAGGGGGUGGGUAGAAAAGUAAUUUGUUCUAUGAGUAAUGUUUGCUUGACUGGAAAACAAGCAGAAUAUGAAAGUAUUUGUGUCCAGGUGCACUUUCCAAGACCAGAGACUUUGAUCAGUGUGUCUGAGGCAAAUUUCAGUACCCCCAGUGAAACACAUACCUAUUCAGAUUUAUCCAGCUUUGAGGAAAAUGUGUUGAAAACAGUAGAAGAUAAUCAAGUAUGCAUUUAAGAACUGGAAUGUCCUGCACUGACUGUUUUCCAGCAAAGGCGUCAGCAGCGUGAACUAAUGAAAGCCCUCCAGCAGCAACAGCAACAGCAGCAACAGCAACAAAAACUGUCUGGCUGGGGAAAUGUUGCCAAACCUGCCGGUACUACAAAAUCCCUCUUGGAGAUACAGCAGGAGGAGGCAAGGCAGAUGCAGAAGCAGCAACAGCAGCAACACCAGCAACAGCAAAGCAGGUCCCGCAGCAGCACUACAGUGAGUACAACUAAUAAUAAUAAUAAUAAUAAUAAUCUUGUUGAAGUCAAAACUUUAUUUGUAUUGCUUUUCCUCUAUUGGUGAUAAUAAACAGUAUCUCCAUUACUGUUGUUCCAGCAACAUUCUAAUCUGCACACCAGCAUUGGCAAUUCAGUAUGGGGCUCUCUAAACACGAAUCCUAGCAGCCAGUGGGCAUCAGACCUUGUCAGCAGCAUUUGGAGCAAUGCUGAUACAAAAAACUCAAACAUGGGAUUCUGGGACGAUGCAGUCAAAGAAGUUGGACCUCGGAACGCAACCAAUAAAAACAAGAGCAAUGCUAGCAUCAGGUAGGAACUGGGAUGCAGUGAGCUUCCCUUCAAUUCAUUGUAGAGGCUCAGGCCUGUUGCAGGGUCUCUAAAUUAUUUUACUGUAGCCUUUGCCAACCUUGUGCCCUCCAGAUGUUUUGGCUACAUCAUCCCUGACCAUUGGCCUUGCUGACUGGGACAGAUGGGAAUUGUCAUCCAAAACAUCUGGAGUCUUGUGGAUGGAACCUUUCCACCAAACCCUGCAGUGUGCUGUAUCAGUGCAGCCAGGAUUUCUUAUGGUUCCAUUCCUUCUGUUUUCUGUUAGCUCCCAUCUCAGUAUACUUUCAUAUUUGUGAUUUUGACAGAAGGCAGAAAUGUUUGUGAAGCUGCUUGAAUUUUCUAGUCUUGUAUACUUUGCAUGUUUUUUCCUGGUAACCUGUGUCUCUUCCUCACACACUGCCUUUUUGCCUGUCUUAGUAAAUCUAUAGGUGUUACAAGCAGGCAGAAUAAGAAGGUGGAAGAAGAAGAAAAGUUGCUAAAGCUGUUCCAGGGGGUUAAUAAAGCCCAGGAUGGAUUCACUCAAUGGUGUGAACAAAUGCUUCAUGCACUCAACACAGCCAACAACUUGGAUGGUAAGCAGUGAAAAAGGAGUGUGAAAGUUUCAGUCUAACACACUGAGAAACUGCAUCAUAGCUGCACAUUAUCAUGUGAUGCAUUACUGCACAUUGUCCAAAAUUGUAUUUAGAAGCAUUAAGGAAGAUGGGGAAAUUGCAAAAGGUUUGGUAUCCCCAGUAUUCUUGGGAAAUAUUUAAAAUUCCUGAUUUUACACAGAUCAGGGCUGAUGCUACAGUUAAUAUUUUCUUUCCUGUUAAGUUGUACCAUAAGGCAUACACCAUUGCUAAAAAGUUAGAUUAAAUAGGAAAUAAUCAUUAGGAAUCCAGCAGAGACUGUUGUCUUAGUGAGGAAAUUAAUUCAUCCCAUAUCUCAGUGAAUAAGGAGAAAGGGCUCUCUGUUUCUUGCAGGUAAGGAUAAUACUGUAUUACAUAAAGUUUGUAAGGAAAUGUAUGAUAUUGAAAAGCUCUGGAUUUUUUUUUUUUUUGCUUAUGCACCUAUAGGCGUUGUAAGUAUCUCGUGAUUUGUCUUCCUUUCCGGCUGCAGUUCCCACGUUUGUGUCCUUCUUGAAGGAAGUAGAAUCUCCAUACGAGGUCCAUGAUUACAUCAGAGCCUACCUUGGAGAUACCCCUGAAGCCAAGGAAUUUGCCAAGCAGUUUCUUGAGCGCCGUGCCAAACAAAAAGCCAACCAACAGCGGCAGCAACAGGUUCAUGCUUCUGUCUUUGGAGAAUAUUUGCAAGCGAAUUUCUGUGAUUACUGGAGAAACCAGAUCUGUCUCUCUGGUUGAUGUAGAGUUUAGCAAUCUGUUUUAAAACGAGGACAAGCUUGACUAUGGAAUGACUUACAACUGGGGCAGGGAACUCCUGGCUCAUAGACUGGAUGCAUCCUAAAAUACAAAAUGCCCUUACAUGAAAUGCUCUGGGCACUCCUGUUGAGAGAUUGCCAUGUGUACUAUCACUGUGACUGUUGUCUCUUUCUCACAUGCUCUCUUCUCUCUCACUGCAACUUGACUGAAUAGAUUUCUUCUUCCAGUCCCUCCCAUGUUCUGACCUGAAUUUUAGAAUCCCAGGAAUUCUGAUGAAGGGAGCUAUUCUGAGUACCUGGCUGGAAGCAUGAUUCAAAGCAAGGGAUGGGGGAGAGAGAGAUCACUGAGUUGGGGGAAACUCCGGAAAUGGCAGGAUUUUCCCUAGGCAUGGUAGGCUGGGCAAAAAUUUGCAGGGGAGGGGGCAUGUUGUUUGACUGAGGUAAGUUGCCCUCAAGUGUGCCUGAGAAAAGCAAGUGGUACUGGCUGAAUGACAAAACAGGCUACUAAGAAGCUAUUUGCUCUUCUUUUUGGAUCCUUCCAGUGAAACCUAAAUUCAGUCGUGUAGUGGGGAAGAAGGAGAGAGGCAAACAAGCGCCUCCCAGGGCAGACUGAUGCUCCAGAUGGCCACUUCAAAAUGUUAAGCAACCACCUCAGAAACAACAACUAUCUAGUCAUCAGGACAAAAACUCUCUCCCAGUGACAGUGCACUCCUAGACAAGCUUACUUGCCUAGGAUUGUGGCGCUAAUACAAUGCAAUCCUAAGCAUAUUUAUUUGAAAGCAAGUCCCGUUAUGGUCAAUUAAACUUACUGCCUAGUAAAUGAGUGUAGCAUAGGGCACGGAGGGCAGUACAGGGAAUGUGGGAUGGGAUGGAGUGAGGUGGCAUGGCAGAGAGAGAGACAGAGAGAGACAGAGAUGCAAUGCUGAAACUCCACUUGGUUGUUGGAAUUAAAGGCUUUAUUCCAAACUUCAAUACAAUGUCCAAACAUAAGUCAGUUUAUAAGUUGCAAAGGCAGGAAGCACAGCAGAGUUCUAGACACAUGGUUAGACUUAAACUAAGACGUUGACCCAACAACUGAGAUGCCCCUGAACUCUCCUUCUGAAGAGUGGGACAGGUACCUUCAUUUGUGUGAUCUGUGUACCAAGGCUGGGAAUGGGCAUGCAAGCAAGCAAUCCUCCAAGUGGGCUGAACGUGUGAAGUCUGUUUGUGCCAGCACAGUUGUCUCCAUGUUCUUGGUUUAUGGAGACAGAGAUGAUUGAGCCAAUUCACCAUCAGAUGUGUUGCUCUGCGCUGCCUCUGAAAGGGAUGACUUUUCAGUGGUGCCAGAGCCCUCAUCAACCAGCCAAGACUCUACAUUGGGGUGUCCAGUGACACUGAAGUGGGGCAUUCUCUUGCCAUCCCACUUGGAUCUCCUGGGUCCUCAUCACCACCUCUCAAUCCACUGGGUCCACCCCCAGGGUCAGACUGCACCAAAUUCCCAAUCUCUUUCCAUUCCCCAUCAGACCACUCCCUCUAAGACAUCUCCAAGGGGCUUGUGACAAGGCCCUUCAUAGAGAGAAGAUUUCUCACCCCUUGCUUAUUAGACAGCUAUUGUGUUGUAUGUGCAGCUGACCUUAAAAUCUUCUGUAAGUAACGUAGAAUAGGGGUAUGAGAGUGAGGGUGUGUUCAGGUAAUUAACAGAGAUACCAGCGAGUGUGCUAAACAGAAAUGUUACUGGUCUACUGCCUGUGAUUGGGGCAGUGGAUCAUUGUUAUUUUUCUACUUUUACUGAGUGCACAAGGCAUGAUUCCAGCUUGUAAUACAUUAUUUAUUUGUGUUCCAGGAUUCUGUGUGGGGGAUGAACCACAGUUCACUGCAUUCGGUCUUUCAGACUAAUCAGAGCAACAACCAGCAAUCCAACUUUGAGGCAGUGCAGAGUGGUAAAAAGAAGAAGAAACAAAAAAUGGUUCGAGCAGAUCCCAGCUUGUUAGGCAAGUUUUGUGGUACAUUAAAUAAAUGGGGCAAGAGUCAGAAGGGGAAAAUAAAAGCUAAGAUUCCAGAAUCAGGGAUGGCUGCUGGGUGCUUUCUUCCCCUCUUGGAGCUGUAGCCAGAUUUAGGUGUUGCCUGGACAUCACCACUCCAGCUCUUACCCCUGCUUGCCCCAUUAUUAGUUAGUUCCAUUCACACUCAGAUAUGUGGGGGAAGACAGGCUAAUAAGCGCUGAAGGUUUUGUGCGUGCCUGUCAGUCUAUUUUAAUCUUGAUUACUAGCCCUCCCCUUUGCUCGUUUCUCUCUUGUUUCUCAAAUUGCUAGGAAAUGGUUAGCAGAUUUAUAAAAGAUGAACAUUUCUUCAAUAUUUUUGGGGUUUAUUGGGAAGAUUACUCACUCACUCACUCAUGCUUUUAUUGUGUAAAUAUCCUUAAAGCAGGAGCUGAAAGCACUGGAAAAAAUAGCUGGAUUGAUGGCAGGUGCUGCCUUCAAUAUUGUCUUUAAUAUAUAUGGAUUACUUUAUGAAGACAUGUAAGAUCUGGGAAUAAGCUGUACACAUCUGUGCACUAAGAAAUCUGUCUGUCUUGUUUUGCAGGUUUCUCUGUCAAUGCCUCUUCAGAGCGGCUCAACAUGGGAGAAAUAGAGACUUUGGAUGACUACUGA